UGUCCUCCUGCAGUUUCUGCAUGUAACAGAAGCCAACUGCAAUUUUCCUGUGUUAGGAAAUCACUGUGUUGGGUAAUCCCAGCAGUCUAAGAAAACCAGACAUUGCCUUUCCCCCUUAAAACAUGUAUCAAUUUAUUUAUUUUUUUUAAACCAAGCAGCCAAAACUUCAGCAUGACAAUUAAAAUGACUUCAAGGCCUGUAGGAGCGUCCAGACCUCGGAGCGCCCCGCAGAGACCCCCUGGCCAGACCUCCUAAGAAAAAGGAGGGCGGGGCCUUGAAGGCUCCGCCCAGGAGCAGCCACGCCCCCUUUAGGCACCUCGAAGAUUUGCCGCGCUCCUAUAAAUGCCGCUCAAGAGCGCCUACGGACACAAGCUGGGCUUUUCUCCCGGGGGGCGCGGUGCCGCCGCUGGCGGUAUCAGUGCGGACAGUGCUAUUGGCUGCGGCGCGCCCAAGAGCGCCCCCUGACGGGCAAGCGGCACCUUUAGGAGCCAAGUGACAGGACGAGCCCCGGCCCGCGCGCCAGGCGCUGCCAGCAACCCUGCGGGGAGCUUUCCGGGCAGCUUUCCUGCCCCCGAGGCGAGCCGCGCUGACGGGAGAAAGGCGUCGCCGGCCUUUUCAUCUCUCUUCCCCCACCUCCGGCGCGGCGGCGGCGGCGAAGUUUGUUUUGGCCCGGCGGGAUGAGCCUGCCUCCCUCCUUCGCGCCCUAAGGGCGGGGGCCCCCUUCGCCGACUUCUCCGGGCGCAGCCACCCGCUUUCGCCCCAUGGAGAACCCGGCGGGCGGCGGCACCACCGUCCCAGCUGCAGCGCCCGCGGAGCAACAGCCCCAGCCGCCGCCUGCAGCGGGAGCGAGCGGGGGGGACUCGUCGGAACAGCCCGGCGGUGCCGAGGCGCUGCCGCCGGGCUCCGAGGUGGUGCCGGAGGGCAACGGGCCGGUGCUUCGGCAGCGCUCGCUGCGGGCGGUGUACGUGCUCAACGACGGCCCCAAGGGCGGCUCGGGGGCGCGGAGCCCCGAGGCCGGCGCGCUGCAGUGCCUGGCGCGAGCUUGCGAGGCCGAGGGAGCGCAGCUCAGCACCGUCAACUUUGGCGAGCUGGACUUCGGCGAGACGGCCGUGCUGGACGCCUUCUACGACGCGGGUGAGUGAGGGCAGCUGGCGGAGAGAAAGGAGGCCGGAGGGGCAGCUCCUCCGCGCAGGGGAGGGGGCGAGAGCCAGGCGCCAGGCUCCCUCAGCAACAGGCGCCCCCCGAGGCGCCACUAGCCGGUUCCCCGUCAGGCUGGGGGAAGGCGUGUUUUCGCUCAGCAGCUGAGGAGAAGCUGUUUCCUUGGCAGGGCGAGGGGCGCCCAAGCCAAACACCUGCCCUGCUGCCCCGAGGGCACGCGAGGCAGCGGGGACGCUCGGCAGAUCUUUGAAGACUGGAAUCAAAACAAAACAAAAGCCCUUCCCCCGAGGUGCGGACGCGCCCUCUGAUCUGGUUGCGCCCUCUGGCCCUUUAUCCCAGGAAGGUUGUCUCAGCGCCAAGAGAUCACAGCUUCCCCCCUCCUCCGACAAUACGUGUGGGAUUUCUAAGGACCCCUGUGCAAUGAAUGAGGAGAGAGCUCUUGUGCUUUUAGAAGUUGUGCCGAAAGGCGGGAGGGGUUGAUUCCUGCAGGCGCCGCUUUUCUCAACUUUGCAAGAAGACCCGCUACUCCCGAUGCUGCACGGCUAGCGUCGAAAGCGCAGGAGCCCGGUCUUCCUUUGCGACUGCCACAGGCAGGGGUGCCAACUUGAAAAAAAUAUUGGGCGUGGGGGGGCAGGCGAGCCCUGCUCUGCAUAAUCAAUCACGUGACACGGUGCACGCACACUUUUUGAAUGGCAAUACUCAUCAACUUUUUUGGGGGGGGGCAGCCCUUUCAAAUAUUUUAUUGGAGGAGGGGGCGAAGCGAACUCGGCCCCUAGGAGUUGGCACCUAUGGGCACUGACGAUCCCAUCUUCCUGUAUCAGGUUGUGUGUGCAUGCAAAUGUUUUUAAAGCUUCUAUUUAAAUAUAUUUCCAGCCUGUGAAGCCUCCUGCUGUCAAGAAGGCUGUUUGCAAUGAAGAGGAGGUUGGCAUGCAUGCUUAACGCGCUGUUUCUCCUCGUAAACCGUCUAGGUGCAAGAUAAAGUGCAUCGUUGCGGUAAACGGGUGGGGAGGGAAUCUAAGUACUGUAUCUCCUCACUGUUCCAAAUAACACCCUCCCCCUUUCCCCGCGCAGUUUAGCAGCAGUGAAGAAGGUUGUCGGGGUUUACUUUCACGUGUAACAUCAUGUUGUGGGGAAAAUGCAUUAUGUACAUGCAUGGAGGCAAUAAGCCUAGUAUUCGUUCACAUCUUCCAAGACCGUGCAUAUUGCAAACAAGUUACACGGCCACGUCCUGAAACUAGCAGGGAAGUAGUACAGAAUAGGAAGGAAGUGACAUGGAGAUGCUCAUUUGCUGUCCUUGAGCAAUAGAUAUUUCAGUCUCAGUUUGUGCAAAUAGAAUGGUAAGCAGGGUUGUGAGGAUAUACAGCACGGAAGAAGCCCUGCAAAGAGCUUUGUGCAGCUGAAGAAGCACCAUAAACAAAGCUUAAUGGAAACCAGGAUAAUCAGCCAUCAUAUUUCAAAAUGUGUAGUGAAAGCACAAUACAGGGGCAAUUGUAGGGGGCCAUGUCCAAUACAGGGGCAGUAGGGUCUGCCAGGGUGGGCACCUUGCUUGCCCCCACCCCAGCAUGCACCACCACUAGUCCUCCUUGGUGGUAGGGCAGCUGGCAGCCUCCUGCUUAUGUGCUUGCCCCCCCCCCAUUGCUCACAGAAGAUGCUCAUAUGGCUACAGCUGGGGGACCCAACUGGAAAUGUGUGUUGGGAGGCAUUGGCAUGGGGCACCCACAAAGGCAGCCUGCCCAGGGGCCCCCCAAACUCUAGAUCUGUGUCUGGUAAAUCCCAUUGUGUUCAAUGGGACUUUCAUAGCCAGGUAAUAUAUGUAAGCUUUCUGUCUUAAACAUGGUUUUUCACAACGUCAGGGAUGAGAAACCUGUGGCCCUUCAGAUGUUGCUGGACUGUGGCUUUGAUAAUCCCUGACCAAUGGCCAUGCUGACUGGGGCUGGGGAAUGAAGUCCAACAUCAUCCAAACAGCCACAGGUUGACCACCAUUGCUUUCCUGUGUAGUACACCUUAAUGGGACCUCAGUUUGGCUUCUUGCAAAACUUAGAAUGUCUUUAAUGAAUAAACAGAGGCUCUCUUGCAAAGCAAGAACACAUAGGAGUGACUGAACUAGUGAUCAUCCACAAAUCUAGCAUUCUUUCUCCAGUAAUGCCUGUAGAGACCAGGAUCAGCCAGAUAGCCCUGGAAGUUCGCAAGCAGCCCAUGAAGGCCAUAGUCAUCUCUGUUGUUUGUCCCCAGCAUCUUGUGUUCAGAGGUACACAUACUGGCUAAGCAUGGAGGUUUCAUUUGGCUUUUAUGGAUAAAUGCCAUUGAGAGCUCUCUCUUCCAUGAGUGUGUUUAAAGAAGGGAUGCUUUGGACAGGGAGAGAGAGUUUGUUCUUGGAAUCUUAUAAGAAGAAUUAUGCAUUUGUAAAGGCAGUAUGAAGAUUAUCCCUAAAUAUUCUGUAGAAUCCAUUUGUUACUAUGAGCCGGAUCCUGCCACCUUCUAAUAAACCAUUAUGUGGCUUCGCUUACCUCUCUUCUACGGACCUUAUUUUCUUCCUUUAUUAUCUUUUCAUUCUGGGAUAAGGCGAGAGGUUGUGCUCUGUCUGUUAGCAUACUGAACGAGAAGGCUUUAUAACUAGGCAGAUAAAGAGGUGGAAGAACAGCUUUUCCCAGUUAGCAUUUGGAUGAAGGACUGGGGGGAAAGGAAAGAAGAGAAACUUUCCUGUUACUCAGCUGCCAGCUCCAUGGUAUUAUAAUAAGGUAAAGGACUCCUGGACUGUUAAAUCCAUUCAAAGGCUACUAUGGGGUGCGGUGCUCAUCUCGCUUCAGGUCAAGGGAGCCAGAGCCGGUGUUUGUCCACAAACAGCUUUCCGGGGCAUGACUAAACUGCUUCUGGUGCAAUGGGACACCGUGAUGGAAACCAGAGCACAUGGAAAUGCCGUUUACCUUCCCACUGCAGCUGUACCUAUUUAUCUACUUGCACUGGUGAGCUUUCAAACUGCUAGGCUGGCAAAAGCUGGGACAAAGCGAUGGGAGCUCACCAUCACUGGCAAGCCCAAGAGGCUCAGUGGUUCAGACCACCCGUGUUCCUUGCUAUUGUAUUAGCAGUGAUGGUGUGAGUAUCUUCAGUUUAGGACUGAGAAGGAAGAGCCCCCCUCCCUAUUUUCUCUGCUCCAUAGUCCUUUACCUAUGCCACUCUCAACAGGGCUGAUCCUAUUGUCCUACUAACUCAUUUGUUCUUUGCAUUUGCUCAGCAUAGUGAUGUUAUUCUUUAACAAUAAAGGUGAAAUACAUUCUGUUCCUUAAUGCAAACCAACACCAGGUUUUGUUGUUAAGCGCAAAUGUGUAUUAUGGGCCAACUUUCUGCCCUGCUUAAUACUUAGAAACGCCUUUUUGAUAACAGUAUCUGCAUGACUGGAUGAUACAGAUAGUUUAUUUAAAGCAUACCUUAGUUCAGUUGAAAAGUAUUUUGUGGGAAAUGGAUUGGUUUAGAAUAUGAUAAUCAGAUUUGUUUUUCAUAUUUAAAGCUACAUUGGACUCCAAAUUAUUAUACCUGCCUCUUUCUAUAAGCUUUUAUUAAAGCCUACACAUGUAACUGAAAAAUCAGCCCUGUUAAUGGGGCUUCACAUAACAAACUGCAUUUCAUUUACUGUUCUUAUGUACUGUAUUUUUCCAUGUAUAAGAUUAGUUUUUCUCCCUUUAAAAAAUGUCAAAAAUUAGGGGGCAUCUUAUACAUGGAUGCUUCUUAUAGACGGAAAAAUAUGGUAACUAAUGCUGCAGACCUAUGGACUUUUACCUGGAAGUAAGUCCCAUUGGAUACAAUAGGAUUUGCUCUUGAGUAAACAUGUGUAAGCUUGUGCUGCCUCUUUGUUUAGAAACCUGAAAGGAGAAGGGGGGAAAUGAAGUUGGCAAAGCACUAUGCAAAAUUAAUUACUAUAGUUGUUUCAGAACAUUCAUCAAAUCUACAGGUGGAAAGAAACUUGCUCAGUUUAUUCUGUGGAAAGAUGCAUCUCUAUUAUUUUACACACUUGCAAAAAACACACCAAAAAAACACUUUGACCCUGACAUUUCAUCUAUGAAAGAAAUUAAGCCAAAAAAAGUAUUACAGAGAGUUUAAUUGUUCUCAAGUUCCAGGUCAUCUUAACUUUCCUAUAUUUAAAAAGUAUAUAAAGUGAAAUAACAGACAAUGGCUUAAGGUUUUGUUUUGUUUUGUUUUUAAUAAGGUGACACUGAUUCAAAGAGAUAGAAGGGACAUACUUUUCUUGUGGUUAAAAUAUCAUUUGCAUUAGAAUCCAAGUACAGGAGUAAGAGGCAAAUGAUUUAUUCAUUUAGCUUUUACAUACUAUUGCCUAGCCUGCAAUAGUUCCAGUUCCAGUGGUUAAAACCCUGCUUACAUAUUCAUGCUUUGUUUUGCAGAGCAUUUAAAGCAGGGCUGGAGGGCCACAACUUCCCUACCCCUGCCUUAAAGCCAUUUAAAUCAUAGUCAUGCGAAAUUGCUAUAAAAAUCCAAAUUUCUAUGAGCUUAUCUUUUGCUUCCUCAUAACUUUUAAUUAAGUGCUGGUUCAUACAUGGAAAUAUUCGAGCAUUGUGUUACUAGCACUUCACACACUAUUUAUUUAUUUAAAAGUUUUUCAUUGGCCAUAUUAAUUUAUGGGUCUUUACAGAUAACAGGUAUGGCGACAGAUUCCAUCAGUGGAGCCUUGGCUACUCCUCACCCAUUAUGAAGAUGGUAGAAUUACAUAUGGUAGAAGUUGAGAUAAGGAAGGCUUGAGUUGCAGGGGUAAAAGUGAAGACUGUGAAAUGACAUAGGGAUAUUGACACAGGUUUCCCCAACCUUGAAUGCCUUAUCUGAUAGACUACAUAAUGUUCUUGUGUGAUGAGAGGAAAGCUGUUGUUUCAUUCUACCCCAGGCUUCCUCAACCUCAGCCCUCCAGAUGUUUUGAGACUACAAUUCCCAUCAUCCCUGACCACUGGUCCUGCUAGCUAGGGAUCCUGGGAGUUGUUGGCCAAAAACAUCUGGAGGGCCGAGGUUGAGGAAGCCUGUUCUAUCCCUUAGAAAAGCACAGAAGUAGUUUGAGAUACAUUAUAUGUAUUUGUUGAUAAGACAUCCUGUAUAGAGCCAACGUUUUGGUGUAGCUGUUUUUAUUAUUGAAAGAGAAAGCUCCUUCCGGCAAAUUUCAUUUUGGGUUUCAAUGUGAUAUAAGGUAGCUGUCUAAAGGUAAGAUUGUAAAGUGGCAUGUUACCUUUUCAUCUUGACAGUGUGGAUAAGCUUUUGGUUGUAUCUGAUUUCAUUGUGUAGUUACAACAAAUCCAGGAAUAAGGAUAUUACUUUCUUAUCUUAUGCUUUCCUGUGGGUGGUGGGGGUUGGCCUUCCUAGAAAAAUAAUGUAUAGAGCCAUAUUAAGUUUAGGAUGAUUAAUAGGAAUUAUAGAUCAAAGAAUAUUUGCAGUAGCAAGGUUGCUAUGUAUAUCUUGGGUAAAUAGUUGAUUAAGUUGCAAUAGAAUUGAUAUAUUAUAUUGGGGUAAUGCUGUUAUGCAAGUUGAUACAUACUGCAUGUUUGAUUAAGCAUAAUUUUUUUAAUGCAUAAUAUUAUGCUUGCUAUUCAAACCAGGGACUAUGUGAUUCAUAGUUCAGUCUCUUUCCUACUUUGCUACAACACCUUUUUAUUGGUUUGGGGGGAAAGGCAUAGCUUAUUGGCCCAAGACAUCUUGGGCAGUGUGGGACAUUCUCCCAAGGCCAAAGGCCAAUUUAAGAGUUAAUUGCUGGUAGAAGCCAUAUUAUGGUAGCUGCUUGAUCUUUUGUUUUGUAGGGAUCGGGAAGAGGCUGUCGGAAUUUUUAUUUAUCGACAGCUUUGAAAAAUGAAAAGGAAGGUACUUGAUUUGAUUUGACAAUGUGUAUAUGUCUAUUGCCAAACAAAUAUUUUUGCUGUACCACAUUUGACCUGAGUAGGUCAAAAUACUAAAAUAAGAAGAUCUGCCACUUGAUCACUUCAGGUUCACUCUUCAUCCCACUGAAAUUAACUUCAAUUGUUUGGAGUAAAUAGUAAGACUGAUUUUAAAAUAUGCUGCCAUUAUGUAGUAAUUGAAACAAAUUGUCUGAGGAGCAGAUGCAAUUCAUUUGAUACCUGAAUGUAGAAAAUAAGCAGCAUUGCUAUUUUUAGUAAGUGAUGAGUGUUCCAGGAGAAUGAUGAUAGAUGGAGUGUUUGGGUACAAUUGUAACUCUACACCAUAGUCUUGGGAUAUAUUUAGGAAAAGCACUGUUUGAUUAUGCCUGUUACUUCAUGCAGGCUCAAUUCACUUUAUAUGCCUUUACAGAAUCAUAUGUAAGCUUGGUUCACAGUGUGAGCCAAGUUAUAAUUUGUUUAAAUGAAAUGUAUUGUGGGAAUAAGCAACUUGGGUUUUUAUUAUAAUAUUUUGCAGAGAAACCUUCUUAAAGCAACAACGAGUGUUAAGGUAAUGGAUUGCACACACUUGUUUUGCUCUGAUGAUAGAAGGUUCUUUGAUCCAGCAGAAGCUUCCACAAAUGAAAAUUGUACAGGAGGUGAUUUCUUCUGAUUCCCCCUUUCAUCCUGCACCACCUCCCAGGAUCCUCCAAGCCUGUAGAGCAGAUGGUGACCAGGGGCAAAUUGGCAGAAAUAACUCCUCACCACUUUUUCCUUCAGAAAAGAAUUGCUUCUCUACUUUCAUUGUGUGCUUGGUGUCUUAUCCAGUGGAGCUUUAUAGGGGGUAUUUUGCACACUGGUACCUUCUUAUAGCUUGUUGUGAUUUUAUUUGCAAGGAUAUAAGCAACUUGCAUCUAUAAGGUUUUAGAAACUGCUACUGUAGCAGGUUGGUUUCUGGAGGUUUUCAUAGUGUUGUCUGGUCAUGUGUUAAUGGAUGAGUUUCAGUUGAUAAGGCUCAAGUAUAUGGACAAGGUGGUAGACAGUAGCAGGCUGCUACUUGUGUUCUUGCCCAGGAGACUGCCAGCUGGGCCAAGGAGAUGAUGACUACCUUUCUGAGAGGAAGUGGUGCCAGGUUGCCUGAAAGAGGCAUCAGGGAGACCAGUCCUUAAGAGACCUUCCUUAGACUCAGAAGAUCUACCGUUGCAAAUGUCACCUUCCUGGGCAAGGUUCUUAUGUGGCUCAUAAUAGACCAACUACAGGUACUCUUGAAUGAGUCAAGCACUUACGGACUGCCUGAAGGUACGUGGCUGGCCACACUUGGAAACACUAUUCUGGCUUAUAUUAAUUAGGUUACUGGGUGAGUUUGUGACACAGAUAACAAUUUCAGAUCACAAUACCCAUGAUGCUAUGUCCAUUGUUAAAUUUUGUUUUCUAAAUGGUGGCUGUAACUAGUUAAUAAGAUCAUAUAUGAACAUUCUCGGUUAUAAUAUUCAUGAUAGAACAUAUGAAGCCAUGUGAUACAGAUUCAGAUCAUAGGUCCACCUAGCCCAGUGUUGUCCCAAUUGUCACCAGCUAUCCAGGUUCUUAGCCCUGCUUAGCCAGACCUGCUUCUUCAUCUUUUCAUUUGAGAUUCAAUUAUUAAUUCUGGGAACGUUGGCAUGCAAUGCAUGGACUCUGUUAUGGGACUGCAGUCCCUCCCAUUUAUUAGAGAUCCAUGUAGGUAAAUGGUCUUCCCACAGCACCUCAUAUGAACCAACUAUUUGGCUAGAGGGAUGGUAUUUGUUUCAUAAGGAACUGCAAGGUGAAAAAUGAACCCUGUUUCAAUAAACUAUGUAUGGGUCAUCAGCUGUGCUGCAUUGUACAGUGGCCUAAUCAAUGAACACAUUGUGUAAAUGCUCUCAUCAGGAAAGUGAUCUGCUUUCAUGGCAUUCAGUCUCCAGAGCGUACACAGGCACAAACCCUAUGUAGACUUAUUUUUUUACAGCUGUCCCCUCCCCCCAAUAUAAAUGAAUAAAACACCACACUGACAAUCAUUUCAGUUUCCUUUGACAAUUUUUAUUUUUGGGUGUGGCUCUGAUGAAAUGUGAUGAGAUGUAAGUAUAAGUCUUUGCCAGUUUGGAGGGAUUGGCUAUGUGACAUUAUAGUGUUAUGAUGCUGGCAAAGUGAUCCCUAACAGACUAGGGCAAGUGGUGCCCUCAAAAUAUUGUGAUCUAUGGGUAGACCCAUGAAAACAAUGCACUUAAGUUAGUCAUGUCCAUUAAUUUCAGUGGGUCUAGUGUGGGUAGAACUAACAUUAGAUACCACCCUACAACUUCUGCUUGUAAGUUAUGAGGUGGAUCAGUUAGGGAAAGAAUGCAAUUUUGAAAGGAAAAAUCUAGCAUUUCCAACAUAUGUUAGUUUAUUCAUCCACCUCCCCUUCUAGUCUUAUCAAAUUUUCUUAUUACAGAUGUUGCAGUAGUGGAUAUGAGUGAUGUCUCCAGACAACCAUCCCUAUUCUACCACCUUGGAGUUCGUGAAAGUUUUGAUAUGGCCAAUAAUGUUAUACUCUAUCAUGACACUGAUGCUGAUACUUCUCAAUCACUGAAGGUACAGUGCCCUUUAUUGUAAAUCCCUAAUUAUGUUGAAGAUACGUUUGUUCCUGUCAUGGUAUGAAUAAACAAUUUGACUGAAAAGCCCUAUUUAAUUCAACAGGACUAUUACCAAGCAUCACAAUAAAGUUAUAAAUGUGUGCAUUUAUAAACUAAAGUCUUGGAUAAAAAGAAUGUUCAGGUUAGAAGACUUAAGUUUCUUAUGAAUUAAUUAUCACAUAAGACCCACAGAAAUAAGUUCCUUCAUAUAUGGCUUGGAAGUAAUACUGUUCACUCUAGCUCAAAAACAUAUAGGAAAAUCAGAGAGGUGCUCCUAUGGUACCUUCAGAUUUAAUGUUAUACCCAAACAGCCAAUCACUAGAACUAAAACAACAAGGGAAAGUAUGGAUGCUUACAGAUUUGAGUUGCAACUUAUUACAAAAUGAUUGUACUCUGUCAUUUGGAACAUACUUACUGCUUACAUAGUGCUUAAGGUGGGAGCCUUAACUUAGAUUUAUCAUACUUUUGGGUUUACAAGUGAAUUUUAAAGAGCCUUAAUUCUUCUCUUCUAUGGAAGAAUUUUUGACCCUAGUAUUCCCAUGUUUUUGGAAGGGAAAAUGACUCACACUUUCCAUGGAAAUAGACCAAUCUUGAUUUGAUUACUAACCCGGAAUAGGAUCCUUGUGCUUGGCUUCAUCACAUGAUUGGAUAAGCUAUACCUGUUAAAUUCUGCCUGGUCAACUACUACUACACUCUGCGCUAGUUAUUUUACAAUGCACAUAGGUGCACUGUGUCACUUAAAACAAUUCUGUAUUGGGCAAAAAUUCAUUAGUGAUAUAAAGAGUGUGUGACUGGGAAAGUUUAAUUUGUUGAAUGUCUGUCUGUCUAAAUAUUACUCUUAUUUCAUUUCUGCCUGAAUAGUUUACUAUUUUUUAUUCCUAACAAAGUCAGGAUGGUUUGUUUUCUCCGUAGGAAAUGAACUAGGUAUUGAACAGAAGCAUUCCAAAAUACCAGAGAAAGCAGAUGCAAGAUGCCCAAGUUACAGAUAUAUUAGAAGAUUUUUUUUUUAAAAAAAUCUGCUUAGGCAAUAGAGUUAUAGUCCCAAAUUGUGUUUCUAAAGCACAGCACAGCCUUAUGCUUCCUUUCCCCAAAGCAUUUCAACCUCCAAAAAUAAAAUUUCAAGGUAUGAGUUUUGCAAACAUGGCACAAACAUUUAUAUUUUACACUUUAUAAAGUUGCAUUUUUCCCAUUCUUUUCCAGGACAUGGUGUCUCAGAAAAACACAGUAAGUAUUUAAGAUCCUGUGUUUUAAAACUUACAUUGGGAGUACCACAGAAGUGUUUAUUUUAAAGGAAAUCUGUGUGGAGGAGCUGCAUAACUUCAAGAGUGUGUGUGUGUGUGUGUGUGUGUGUGUGUGCGCGUGUGCGCGUGCGUGCCAAGUAUGCAGUUGCUCCUACAAAUCAUGGCUUCUAUUCUGCACACAGUUUAUUUAUACCUGCUGCUUUUUAGGCCAGUGGUUUAAACAAGCCUACUUUGCCAUAGGAUUGGAAGUCUAUUUAAUGAAAAGAAGACUAAUUUAUUCUCAUCAGAUUGCACCUAAUGCUGUCCCAGUGAGGGUCUGCUGCCAUAACAAGACUUCAAUUUCCUCUCCACACACCCCUUCCCACCCCAAAUAUGCUCUGGACAGUUGCCCAGAGAGUGGCCUGGAGAGAAAAAAAGAAGUUCCAUUGCACUCAGGGAAGUCCAUUCUGCCAGCACAACUGCAUUGUUGGAUACAGCCCAUUGAGAAUAUGUUGUCGAGUUAGUUGCAUUUCAGAAAGUGGCUUUCAUUUUUUUCAUGAUUUAAAGUGCCUGGAAAUCUAGUGGAAAAUCAGUUGUAAGAAAUGAGAGAGAAUGUUAAGUAGUCCAAAUAAUCUGUGGGUGUGAUUAUUCUCCUCCAAGAAUACAUUUUAUAGUACAUCUGACAUCACCCGCAGCUUGCAUGGAUGAUGCUCAGAGAUGCUAGGAGUCCUAAUCAAGCUACUGUAGGGCACUAGGAUGGGACAAGCUGCUCUGAGCUAAUUGUGUUCUUCAAACUUGGCAUGUUUUAUCAGACACCCAUAUUGGUACUUUAUUUUGGAAACCCUAAUAUAUUUUAGAUGUUUAGCCCUAAACCGCUGGUUAAUGUCCCCUGCUUUUUGUAGCUGUUUUGAGGCUGGGAGCAUGAGUUGAAGGUUACAAUUGGGAAGUCUCCUCUGCUUGAGUUUUAAUCAGAACUGGAAAAGAAUUCGGUGGCUUCAAAAUCUUGCCUUUCUUUCUGCAGUGUUCCUUGCUGAGCUCCUGAAACUCAACUAUGGGCCUGACCCCCUCAUGAACCUAGUGCUCACCCAAACUGCCUUCAGGGCUUCAGAUCCAGAUUAGAUAUAUACUGUGGAACAGCCAUGCCUUCGAGGUUUCAGAUUCAGACUAGAUACACCAUGGAAAUAUGAUUCUUUCCCCCAUGGAACCCCAAAACAAAUGCAAAUGCAUGUUGGUUAGCUAUUUGUGUGUUUUGUAAAUGUAGACCAUUGCGUAGUAUUUGACUGAUAAAACACUGCAACAGCUUUAAGCUUAAUACUGAAAAUUUGAUGGAGGUGAUGACUCAUCACCUACAACAAACAGCAAAGGAAUAAUGUAAAUUAUAUUUUCCCUUUGCUCUUUAAAUUAUGUUACCUUUUUGACUUUUGAAGAUUGAUUGGGUUAUAAAAAUAAACGGAGCCUGUAAGUAUCAUAAAGGCAGAGUAAGGAAAAUGAGUCAUGUGUGAUAGUGAAACAGAGCAACCUUUUAAAAAUCUAUCAACAGGCAGACCCCUUUGUUAAUAUUAAAAUGCUACUUUCUCAUAUUCUUUUGGCAAAUUCCUCAGCCACCAAGUACUCAUAACAUAGAGGCUGUACAUUUUGCAGAGAGUGCAUAUAAUUAUAUUCAACAAAUAUAUCACAGUGGUUAACAUACUGGAGGCAGUUGAAGGGGACUGAUGGUAUACAAACUAAUACAUAUAAAAUGUUAUUGUUACAUGUUGAGCUUGUAGGUCUUUAUAUAAUGAGUUGAGCCAUGAGUCACAUCACCCACAAUAUAUGUGUGUAGAGGAGGGUGGGGUGGGGAGUCAUUAUGGUUCCUGCAAUCACACCUAGUUAUAAGAUUUAAAAAUCAUUUAUUCGAAACACAUCUCUGUUUUGAAUGAAGCAUUCUGCUCCCACAAUUAAAUUUCAAAUUAUUAGAAGUAUCACAUUUGGGAAUGAUAGGGAGCAGAAAACUUCAUUAAUUUCAAAAACAGAGUUGAAAUCUUACAAGUUGGUCUGCUUACAGUUUUUGUGGGGAACAGGAAGGCCACACACAUAUGUGGAAUAUGAGGUGCCUGUGACUCAAUCAAUUCCUGUUUCAUAGUUAGUAAAUGUAGAUAUCAGUAUUGCCCCAAAACUACAGUAAAACUGGAGACAACAAUAUGAGCAGAAUCAAGCUGUACCUCCCACAAGAGUCAAUGAAUAAAUUUCCCUUCAUGAUUGAGGUCUACCCUUCUGCUCUGUUGUAGAAUCAUGAUGGAAUUUUCUUCUAACUCUAGCCAAAUAUUUCUGCCUUUGCGUUUGUGUCUUGUUUGAGUUGCAUAUAUUUUGUAUGUACGGGCUUCCCCCACCCCAGCCCCGUGCCUGGGGGGGAAAAUAAAAUUUAUUUUCUUUAUUUCCCCCCCCCCCCAAAUAACUAGGUGCGCCCUAUGGGCCGGUGCGCCCUAUAGGGCGAAAAAUACAGUAACUGUUUGCUUUUAUUUUGUUCACUCCUCUUCAGUUUUGCAGCAUACUGUUGCUCAAGAGUUUUGUGGGUUAACAGAUGGCUGGUUCGGGGAACCAUGAGUGUUGCCUGGGCACAUAUUAUUUGAAGUAGCUAAUGAGGCUCAGGUUUCUCACUUCCUGCUCUAACGGGGCCAGUGACAAGGGCUGGCAUCACUGGGCACUUACCAAGGCUUAUGCUUAAAUAAGAUGACCCACUGUCAUUCCCAGGAACCUCCUGGGCCAGCUGAUUCUCCUCAGUGUUUCUGCUACUUCACUUGCCUGCUUCAAACAAGCAUACAGUGAGAGAAGGAGAACCUUGCUUUGUCCUUUCUGUCUGGGAGGUGGGAGGUAGUGUGGAUUGGAACUAGAGUGGGGAGCAAGCAAAUGGGCAGGAGUAGUAAUGAAGAGCCCCACCCCAAAAAACACCUACCAUAGAGACAAAGUAACUGCACCCCCGUUACGUAUAUCAGUUGACUGGGGUUGACAGUCUAAGCUACCUCACAGGGUUAUUGUGAGAAUAAAGUUGAAGUAUAUUGUCCUAGUAAGAAGGCUAGUAAGAAGGUUGGAUAAAAUAGAAGAACAUUAUAGACAUAGCUGAUCCCUAGAAAGGGACAGAUUGGCAUAAGGCUUGAUGGACCAUCCUUGCCCUUCAUCCAAUUUGCAUGUGACCAUAUCACACUGUCAAUUUGACAUAGUGAGAAGUCUGUGCAUGUUUGUUCACUCUCUUCUAGAUGCAAUUUUUCACACAGUGUUGCCAGCCUGCAAGUUGCUCCAGGCUUGAGGGAUUUAUAGGCUGGAAUACUGGAAAGAAACUGCUGGCUUAGAGGAGUGUAAGAAAGCGCAUACAAAAAUUUCAGUCUGUGGCUGUACUAUGAAUUCUGAGAACUGUAGUUUACCCAUCACGGCGCUACAGUGAGCAAACUGCAGUUCUCAUAUUUUUGGGGGUCUCUGUGCAAUGUACUUCAAAUUUAUGGUGUGUACACAGUCUCAGUCAUUACUCUACGCAGUUCUGCAUGUGUGCUGAGGACUGGCCAGGCAGGAGAAGGGGUUCGAUUUAAAUCGUUUCCCCCUCUUUUGUGUGAAACAAAUAUCAAGUGACUUUGCCCAAUGGCUGUGAUACUUAACACUGACAAUUGAUGUGGUCAAAACACUUGCUUUGUGAUUUUUAUCUGGGCAAGUCAGAAAGCCACCUUUAGCCUGUUUACUCACGUACUAUGAAUGGAAGCAGUCGUGUAAUUUCCAGUUAUGCAGGUAGAACUCAGCAUGUAUCAGGUUUCUGCGAGGUACUACUUGGAUGCUUGUUUCCAGAAGGUGAUGCUUGGGGAGUGCUCUUUGGGCCCAUGGAACCUUCAGUGUGAAUGGGCUGGACCAUUGUCUUGUCUCAAUGGACUUGAUGAGAGCCAAUAAACUGAAACUCAACCCAGAUAAGACUGAGGCUCUGAUAGUGGGUUGUUCCUUUGGCCAGAUGGAUGGGAGGUUGCUUGCUCUUGGUGGGGUAAUGCUCCCUCUGAAGGAGCUGGAAUACAGGUACUCCUGGAUCCAUUGCUGUCUCUUGAGGCUCAGGUGGCCUCCGUGGCACGGAAUGCCUUCCAUCAGCUCUGGCUGGUGGCCCAGGUUUGCCCUUAUCUGGACAGGGAUAGUCUUAACUACUGUUGUCUAUGCUCUAGGUUAGAUUACUGCAUUAUGUUAUUUGUUGGGCUGCUUCUGAAGAUGGCUUGGAAACUUUAGCUGGUGAAGAAUUCAGCUGCCGGGUCGCUCACUGGGAUAAGACAGCUUGAGCCUAUCAUGCCAAUCUGACCUGAUUGUACUGACUGCAAGUUAGUUUUGGGGCUUAAUUCAAAGUGCUGGUUUUGACCUAUAAAGCCUUAAACAGCUGAGGACCGCAAUACCUCAAUGCCCACCCAUAUGACAUGGACCCUGCAAUCAUCUUCUGAGGCCCUUUUUUGUGCUCCUUCCAUUAGAAGUCUAGGAUGGCAGCACAAGAACGGGCCUUUUCUGCAGCGGCUCCCCACUUGUGGAAUGCCCUCCUAAGGGAGGCUCACCUGGCACCUGCAUUACAUAUAUUUCAGCAUCAGGCAAAAACUUUCAUCUUCUCCCAGGUCUUUGGCUAAUUAAACAAUCUAUGGCUUAAAAGUUUUUUUGGGGGGGUGGUGUGGUUAUUGUUUGUUAUUAUGGUACAGUGGUACCUCGGGUUACAUACACUUCAGGUUACAUACUCUUCAGGUUACAGACUCCGCUAACCCAGAAAUAGUACCUCGGGUUAAGAACUUUGCUUCAGGAUGAGAACAGAAAUCGCGUGGCAGCGGCGCGGCAGUAGCGGGAGGCCCCAUUAGCUAAAGUAGUGCUUCAGAUUAAGAACAGUUUCAGGUUAAGUACAGACCUCCGGAACGAAUUAAGUACUUAACCUGAGGUACCACUGUAUGUAUUUUUGUAGUGUUAUGAGUUUGUGGGCUUCCUGGGCUCCCCUUCUAAUUCCUGGGUGCCAGACACUGGAUUUGGCAUGUUAAAAUGCAAGCCAGGAGCCAGCUUGGUAAUGCACUGCUAAAGAUAAACCAUUAGCAGGGAACAAAGACAGGGAGAUGGGGUAUCAGCAGAGCAAACACUGUCAGCCAGCAAAUGUGUGGAGCCCCUCCCCCCCCAACUGUGCUCUGUGUUAGUUUGCAGAGAUAAAGGCCAGUGGUAGUAGAAGAUUUAAGAUUAUAGUUUCACCUGAUGUGAGUCAGAGAAAAAGAGGUGUCCGUGUGCAAGCAGAGAGAGCUGGAGAGAUGAGAUCAGGGCACAAUGUGGGCUGAAAGUUUGAAUCCUAGGUGGCGGCCUUGGGAGAAACAGGACCCAUUUGAUGUGUAUUGCUUUGAACCCCUCCAUCGCAGGCUCAGGUUGUAUAUAUGUGUAAAUAAACCAAACACCAUAAAGACACCACAGUCUCCACUGUGCCUCAUUUCCAAAGGAAACACGAACCCUGGGUAAGUGCCUGGACCCCUGGAAUCUGGCAGCACUCAAAGGUCAGGGUGGCAUGGAACAGUAUAUAUUUUUGUGGUUUUGAAUUGUAAACCACCCUGUAAUGCUUGGAUGAAGGGUGGUACAGUAUAGAAUUUUAAUAAACAGCAACAACAAUGCAAAUUCAUAGAAUUGCCCAAGUGUGUGAAACUUACAAGCAUGUGCAACCUUUGCAUUGCAUUGAGUUGAGUGAGCUUAUGACUUAACUUUGUGUUAGAAAGUCAACACAGAACUAUGUCUUACCGCAACGAGCAAGACAGGAGUUUGGUUCAGGACCAUUCUAAACCUACUACAGUCGUACCUUGGAAGUCGAAUGGAAUCUGUUCCGGAAGUCCGUUCAAAAACCAAAUCGCGGCUUCUGAUAGGCUGCAGGAAGCUCCAAAAGAACGUUCUAAAAGAACGUUCACAAACCAGAACAAUCACUUUUGCGGCGUUCAGGAGCCAAAAUGUACGAGUUCCAGGGUGUUCAACAGCCAAAAUGCGACUGUACAGGAGAUUUCUGUGAAUUAUUAUUUUUUAAUCCAGUUGAGCAUGAUUUUAAGCUACUAGGUAUCCCCCAAUUGUUGGGUGGGGUGCUUGCUCUUAGUCUUCUUUUAAAAAUGGGAAAUGUUUUCUUCUUCUUAUAUCUGAUAACAAUUUGACCAGUCCCACCCCCCACCAGAAUGUUUAAAUCAGGACUAAUAUUUUCAGUGAAGGAGGAAAUGAUUUGAAAAUGAAGCUGGGAACAUUUGUGUCAGCAGUAGAAUACAUCUGUUGGGACAUGGCCUUUGAGCUUAGUUUAGUAGUUUUGUAGGUGCUCUGAGUAAUAAGGCUCUGGCACCAGUUUAAGCCUUACACAAGUGGGAAGACUUAGGUUUUUUAAAACACACACAACACCCUGGGAUUUGUCAAUUUCUGUUGUUCUAGCAGUAAAAUAUUAUGAGAUACAAAUGAAAAGAGAUGUUAUCCUCCUUGACUUUACAAAGCAAACAAUUAAUAUUUUGUCUUGCUAAUUUACUGCCCCUCUGAGAGUCUUAAAUCAUGACUUAUGAGUUGCUUCUAACAUCCGGGAGCUGGGUUCCCAAAACAGAACUGGCCUUGCAUGUAACUAAAGGUCACCAUUUUUUAUGCCCCUGUAUGUGCCCAAAGCUCCUGGGAGAGUUGACCUCUGACUGCCAUUUGCAACCACUGAUGGUGUAUACACAACUCUGCAGAGCCUGUCAAAGCACUUAUCUGUGAAAUAAAUUGCAAAUAACUCAGCCUAGUGGAACAGUUUCUUCUUUCUCAGAGUGUUACCAUGGUGUAGUCAUGGUUUUGGAAACAGAUUGUGCUCCUUGAUUUCUGAGGGGUCAGCAUUGUUGUAGAAAUAUGUAAAAUGUAUGUCUAUUUUUUAUGGCAGGUUGCAUUAUACUUCCUAACUUCUCAUGACCUCCUUUUGCAUAGAUUGGCCAGACUACUGUAUGAAAAGAGAAGCUUUCACUAGUGCUUAUUAGGAGUAGAUAUGGAUAAGUUGCCCAAAACCUUUGAAUCCAAAAAUAAAAUAAAAGCCUGCCAUGUUUUGUUAGAGCAAAUGUAACAAGAAACAGAAACCCCAACUAAGAGACAACAGGUUGUUGCAAUUUUCCUAAACUAAUAAGGAAUUGAGGAAAUUACUCUUUGACUUUGUGUCAGUUCUGUAUUUGAACUGGAUAGAAAGUUGGUGUUUUUGUUAUGUUGUCUGCUUGUAGCAACAUAAAUGGAAAACACUUUUCUCUAAGGUCUGUUGCCCUAAAUGUUUUGAGUGUCCUGCUAACCCAACAGCACAACUACAGUCAAAUCAAUGAUCUGUGAAGCAAAUACUGUAUAACAGAUAAUACAGAGUUCAGGUACAUGGUCAGUUUAUUGGCCUAGAGGUUCUACUAACAUGAGAUAGCAUAAAAGGCAUAGAGUUGAUUUUUAAUAGUGCAGUUUCAAUAUGACACAUGGCACUCACUCUGAUACUCCUUUUAGAAGAGUUAAGAAACACUGGAAGCUUGUACAUUUCAGUUGGCUUUUAUUGCCAAUGUUUACUUUUUGGAUAAGGUGCAUAAAAUAUUAAAUGUUUUGAUUUAUAAGACAAGGUUGCUAACAUGCCUCUAGCUUUCAUAUCACACCCAGUGGCGAUGAUGAGUACAUACGGAUCAAGAGAAGCGUAGUUAUCUCUAGGCAAAAGUAGGUUUCCAAGAAAGAUAUGGCAUGUUUGCCUCAGUUAAAAAAAAUUACUUAGAAAUUUCAGAAUACUUCAUUCGUAGGACUGAGGCCCCUAUGCACAUACUAACAUAUGCAUUAUUCAUUAUGCUGUUUCAUUAGUAAUUAUAAGAAGACGGUACCAUAAAUGAUAAAUUUACCAUAAAUGAUAAAUGAUAAAUUGUACAGUACUGACUAUCUUUGUCCAGUUAAUAAGCCUUUUUAGGAACUGUCCGUUCUUCCAUGCCAGAUAAAUCACAAGCUGUCAAUUUUCUGAGGAAUGUACAGAUUCAAGAUGCUUCCUCCUUCUUGCCGAAGGGGGCUCUUUACAUAAAUGUAUACCAAAUAUAUUUUUUGCUUUUCUCUUCAGGUCAUAAUUAACAUAUGUAAUAUGUUUAUGAGAUAGUAUUAUUGUGCUUAUGUUACUCAGUUUAGUUCCACUGCUCUUUCUAUGAUCAUUCAUCGGGUGGUAAAAAAUGUGUGCUAGUUUCUGCAAAAUAUGGCAGGAAGAACAACAUCCAAAUUUCCUUUUGGCCUAAUCAAAAUACUUUUUACUGUUUUCAGAAGUAUUAAUGAGAGGCAGCAACUUGGUUUGGUAGUGCGUGUGACUAUAUGAAUCUCCUUCUAAUAUUAUUUAGGGUGGGGAACAUGUGACCUUCCAGGUACUACGGGACCACAGCUCCCAUUAUUGUUCACCAAUGGCCAUUCCAGCUGGGACUGAUGGGAAUCCGAUAACAUCUGGAUAGCCAGAGAUCCCCCACCCCUGCUUUAGAGACAGAAGUCCUCUUUAUAAGUUUUGGAAAACAUGGCACUUCUUCAGAAAGCGUGCGGCCUUGUAAAACUCAAGAUUCAAAUAAUCUUUGGAGCAUGAACUUUAUAGUAGCAGCAGCAGUUGCAUUUAUUAUGUGACCAUAAAUCAUAACAUGUAAAACACAUGUGUUUAAGGUGUCAUGAUCUCUGAAAUAUGGAAGACUUCACAUAUGGGAAUAAAUAGAAACAGUAUUGUUUAGAAGCCCCAUAUAUAGAAACUUCUAUAUACCACACCUAUAUACAGUGAUACCUUGGGUUACAUACGCUUCAGGUUACAGACUCCGCUAACCCAGAAAUAGUACCUCGGGUUAAGAACUUUGCUUCAGGAUGAGAACAGAAAUCGUGCAACGGCAGCGCAGCAGCAGAGGGAGGCCCCAUUAGCUAAAGUGGUGCUUCAGGUUAAGAACAGUUUCAGGUUAAGAACGGACCUCCAAAACGAAUUAAGUUCUUAACCUGGGGUACCACUGUACUGCAAUUCUACUUUCCUAGGCUUUGUAUAAUGCUAUGUUUUAAUUUUUUUAAAUGUCUGUGUUAAGGAAGAGUCUGGAUUAUUUGGUAAAUUUAUGAGAGGUGGCGUCUGCUGACUAUUGAUUGUGACGUGUGCAGAUUAGUGUACUGUAACUCACAUGUUUAAACACAUGCCAUGUUUGCACCAUGGUUUAAGGGUGAUGUGAACAUGCUUGAAUGAGCCUGAACAAAGCCUUUCACUCUCAUAUGUACCCUCUGUUUUCCUCCUGCCAUGCAGACAGGACUUCUCCAACUUCUCCAGCAGUUAGCUAUAUUCCCACAGAACCUUGGGUUGUCAUGUCAUACCAAAAAAAAAGAAAAAAAAGAAUGGUCAUUUAAAAUGAUCUCUGGUUAAUUAAUGAAAGAAGCUUCACAACCCAUGGUUUGAAAGUGGCUUGUUUUGAAAGUGGCUGAUACAACAUUGGUAUGGUUUCAUCUGUGGGUUUGUAGCAAGUUGAUCUACAUCUCUGCGGUUCCAUUAUAAGUUGCAUAAACUCUUAAAAGAACAAUGCUGUACUUGAUGCAUGUGUGUCAUAUUUUGCUGUUCCCCUCUUUUUAAUAUAUUUUUUUCUAUUCUGUGUGUCUUUUCUUUAAAAUAUGCAUACUCCUAUGAUCUCCAUUUUUGCAUAAUGUCCCAUUACAAUUUGGAGUAGGCUGCAGUUGCCAACCGCAAAGCUUUUCUUCAAGUACAACUACCUCCAGAAUACCACAGUGGUGGUAUGAUGGGCAAAGUAUGUAUCAUUCUAUUAUUUCCCUGAAUGUUCUGUAAGUGUGGCUGUGCUCUAUACUGCUUUUUCUGUUAUGCUUUUGAAAGCAUUCUUCCCUGAUAUUUCAAAAUGACGUUGAGGGCCCUUCCACAUGUACUUUCUAUUGCACAUGCAUGACUUCCUAUGCUUGUGAAUCUGUCAGUAUGGUCACGUACAAUCCUGCUUUCAAUAUUGUUUGUGCCUGCAAAAGGUUUCGGGUGGUCAAACAGCUUCACUUCCAGUCAGUGCGUAUCUGGUAGUUUUAUGGUGAAAUCCCAUAACUUUUUAUACCACAAUGUUGUGGUUUAUUUUUGUCCCGCUUUGGUUGCACUUUAGUUCCUCCGGAUAGCAAGAAUGUAGUUAGCAUUGGGAAACCAAUACAGAACAAACUAAAGCAGAAUAAGUCCUCCACUAAUGCAGUGUUAUUAUGUCAAGGGCAUGUUGCAGAAUAUAUCCGCAAUCAAACACCCAUCUGGAGGGCCCCUUGGUUAUCUUUUUGAUUUCAAAAUAGUUUGUUGUUUAGUCAGUAUUAUUUAGUUUACAUCUCUGCUCCUCUCUGCUUUCUUACAUUAAGCUCCUAGCAUGAGAGCCUCUGCUACAUGACUCCUUCCCACACUGCGUGAGAAGCCAAGGGCCAAACUUCCUCCCCAUUCUGAUAUUGUCCCAUCUUCCCCACAUGACAUGGGGGAGAGCUACCACCCAAGUUACCCAGUGGUAACUGCAGUGCCUCCCACGCUAUCAGUGUGUUGUCAUAUUCUUGUUUAAAUGGAAAAUACUAAUAACAUGCACAAUUCUAAACUAUAACUUCAUUGCAGAUCGGCUAUUUAAGUGAUAUUUUUUUACCUAGUAUCAAGUAUGUCCUACUCCUUAAUGUUACUGAUUUAAAUUGAAAUCCUGAGCAUGCUCCCACAGGCAAUGCAUUUAAUAACUUUAAAGUCAUUUUAACAAAUGGUGUUUGCCCAUGCUUUGCAGUUAUUUCUAAUGAAUGGUUCCUGCCUUGUCUUUGCUGUGCAGUUAUGUUUUUCCUUUAUUACACUUUAUGUUAAUACACUGGGUAGAACAUUUGAAUUACAGUGUAGCUGAACGAGCUACCUUUAGUUUUCCUUCUUGGGAGAACAUAUUUUCUUGCAUCCAUAUCCUACUUUUUUCAGUGGAAAAGUGACCCUUUGUGCUUGAAGAAAAUUCUUGUAUAUUUACUGCAAUGGAAAAAAUACAUGAAAGCUUUACAUUCUGUUUCCUUUACUUAGCACAAGUUAGGCUUAAGACUGGGGUAUUUAUAUGACUGCAUUCUCUUGCAUGAACCUGUCCAGCAAUUAAGAUGGACCUCAAAGGCCUUCUUCCCUGUUGUCCCACCAACUUCAGUAAGACUGGUGGUGACCAGAGAUUGGACCUUCUCAGUUGUAGCUCCCUGUUGAUGGAGCCCUCUUUUCAGUGAGGCUCACCUGGUGCCAUCUAUUUUCUUUUCUGCCUUGGGUAAAAUUUCAUUUUCCCGUGCUUUUCAAUAUUACCUCUUAGUGCUGUUUUUAAGCUUCUGAUGGACUUUUGGUUGUAGUGCUGCUUUUUUGUUGUGAUUACUGUGAGAUGCUUCUCUUACCAGGAAGCUUGGGUUAGUGGAGGGACAUGGGCAGGGACAUUCCUGCUCAGCUUGUAGCCACAUGUUCACCAACUAAGAAGAAUCAGCCUCAAAGUUAGCUGGCAAUCCAGAGAAGGGAGUUGAGGGGGCAAGAGAGAGCUCAGAGGCAGAAGAGGAUACAAGUUGAGUGCUUUGUGAAAAAAGAGUUUAUUCAACAGGAAAAAGCUAUAGCCAGUAUUAAUAUACUUAUCAAUAGGGGUAUACAACUAAGUAGAUCAACUGUAAUUGUUUGAGAUAGCCUUGUGCCAGUUUUAGUUCUUAAUGUUUUAUAACGGAAGCAAGAGAAACUGAGCAAAAGAUAAACCAAUCAAUGAACUAGGGACAUUGAAGCAUGAAGAACUAAUGAGUUUUCCAAUUCUUUUGCAAAAAGCACUAUGACCCAUUUUCCUCUGAGCAAAACUACCAAAUUACCUAAUGUGUAGUGUUUGCUCCCUGUGAUUGAUGUGUGUGUAUUAUUUAUCCAGUCUCCUUAUAUUAUAGAGGUAAGGGAACCCUUAAUGAAAUUCAUGACUCACUCUAGUGUUACCAUGAUCAGGCCCUCGUUUUAAAAGCCUUAGGAAAACAGGGACUCAGAGCUCCUCUGCCUGCUGAACCCACUAAGACACUUGAACUCAGGACACAAGGGAGAAACGUGCUAAGAGGAAGGCACACUUGGCAAAUUCACACCGUGAUCAACUCCCGCCCGGAAACCAAUGUCCCCACUGUGGAAUGACGUGUGGAUCCAGAAUUGGCCUCCACAGUCACUUACGGACUCAUUGUUAAAACCGUGUUUAUGGAAGACAAUCUUACUCGGCUACAAGUGAUCGCCAAAGAAGAAUCUGAACAUUGAAAUAAUGGUUGUGUUUGAGCACACCUGGUCCCCCAAAGCCCACAUGAUGCCCUUAUUCAAUCCAUGUAAAUCACAACUGCUUGUGUCCUGAAAAUUGUUGGAAGCAAUGAGCUGGUGAAAACUUUUCCACAUAGGAAUUGUUUUUUUUUAUAAAAGCACCCCUUCAUGUACUUCACAUUUAGCACUGAAUUGUGAUGGUAAUACGGAAUGCUUAUGUGCAGAUGUGUCCUACUUUUCACUCUUUGGGCUCUAUUCACAGAUUUUUAGCAUACUCAUCAUUAUAACUGUCAUUCAUUUCCAGUUUCUUCACUCAGAUAUUGUAUAAGAAUGAAAAAUAGCUUCCCCACAGUCUCCCCUCAAUCUCUUCUCUCUCUCUCUCUCUCUCUCUCUCACUCUCACUCUCACGCACAUACAUGCGCGCGCGCGCACACACACACGGUUUUGAUGGCAUCCUAAUGCUCCCUGAAGUUGCACAAUAAUAUAACUCUGCAAGUUGUAGUUGGUAGGUGUGUUAGAACUGAACAGCCAUGAUCUUGAUAGCCAUUCUGUGCAUUAAGGCAUGGCUCUAACGGGACUGUAAUGCAUUGGCCAGCAGGUUGGGGAUUUAGUGCUUAAAUGUCAGUGUUUCAAAGGUUCCCUGUGUUGAACACAAGCACACCUCCCUGCUCAUCAAGGAGAAAAACCCUUCUCACUGUGCUCUGCUAGCUUACUUUUGAACGCUCCCACACAUAAAUAAUGUAACAUCCCAUCUGACAGUUCUAGCAGUCAUGUGAUGUCCUAUGUGACAUUCCAUCACAAAAUGCACGUGGAAUCAGAACAUGGCUAUUGACCAUCAGAAACAGAGGUGUCUGGGUUAUUCUAAAUAUUAUGUGGUUCUUGGUUAGGUUAGCAUUUGGUUUCUUCUUUCUCAGAUCAUGUUUCCAUUUGGAAGGGACCCUGAGGAUCAUCUAAUCCAACCCCCAGCAAUGCAGCAAUAUGCAGCUGUUCCUUACGGGGAUUGAACCUUCCACCUUGGUGUUAUCAGCACCAUGCUCUAACCAACUGAGCUAUCCAACUGAUUUAGUACUUGGCCACAGCUGAGCACACUGAAUGGAUCCCAAUGCGCCUUUCCUCCAUGGUACCUGCAAUUAAAGACAUGGAAACCCUCUUCCAUUUGGUUGCCAUAGUAGCACAAAAACAAAAAACCCACCCACAGACAGUCCACUCUUCUGCUCAACUACCAUAAGCUACCAUGUUUCUAGUUAUAGGGUAGUAUUCAGUUAAUUUUUACUUAGAGUAAACCCAUUACAAUUAAUGGACCUAACCUUGUCACAUUCAUUAAUUUCAGAGGAUCCACUAUGAGUGAAAGUUAGUUGAAUAACACCCAUAGUAUUAAUUAUCCAGAAACUUUAUUACUAAUUAUUUAUUUGUGUAUCGCUAAAUUGCCAAAGUGGCUUCUAAGUCAUUUGUAAGAAUAAAACCAACUGCAAAACACUAAUAAUUAAACUACACAGUAAAACAAUUCCAUCAGUACAUUAAAAUAAACGUAUGCAAUUAGAAUGUGUGAUGAGGCCAUUAAAAUAGCAGAAAACAAUUCAAACAGGUUUAGGUCAGGAGAUCGGGGGAAUGGUUGUCUAAGUAGGUGUGUCUUCAAAAGUAAUUAGACAUUUCCUUACCUCAUUUUUAAAAACUAUUUGAAAUUGUUUAGCUUUACAGAAAAAGUCUUGUGUUUUUAUUUCAAGAUAAAUGCUAAACUUUCUACUCAUGUCUGGGGUAGGAGAAAACCUGUGGCCCUCCAGACUCUUCUCGGUCUCAGCCAGCAUAAUCGAUGGUCAAGGAAGAUGGGAACUGUGUUCCAGCAGCAUUUGAAGGGUCACAGCUUCCCGAUUCCUAACUUACAUGAUAUCUGCUAUGGAUGGCUGUGAAUAUUGUGCUUUAAUUUCAAACUGAGCAUUUGAACUUUGCAAGGGGUGCAGGCGUUUCUGCUUAUGUUGUUGCCUGUUGAAUGCUCCUUGUUUCCUAAAGGGAUGAACAUAAAGAACACUUAAGAGUAUCAUUUUUACUUUGUCCUAAUAGUUUGACACUUUGUCGUCUUUUAGGCUUCAAGUGGCAAUUACUACUUCAUUCCGUACAUUGUAACGCCAUGUGCGGAUUAUUUUUGCUGUGAAAGUGAUGCCCAGCGGAGAGCCUCUGAGUACAUGCAGCCCAACUGGGACACCAUCCUGGGGCCUCUGUGCGCUCCAUUGAUGGACAGGUUUAUCAGCCUUCUCAAGGACAUUCAUGUCACAUCAUGGUAAUUUUUACACACUUUCCUCUUUUAGUUAUAGUAGCUUCCAGGCUUGUUGGGUAUAGUAUAUAAAGAGCAGCAAGUAGCUCUCUCAAUACCCUGGUGAAUGGGUUGGUGGAUGGGUCAUACUUAUUGAUAAAGGUAAAGGGACCCCUGACCAUUAGGUCCAGUCGUGGCCGACUCUGGGGUUGCGGCGCUCAUCUCGCUUUAUUGGCCGAGGGAGCCGGCGUACAUCUUCCGGGUCAUGUGGCCAGCAUGACUAAGCUGCUUCUGGCGAACCAGAGCAGCACACAGAAACGCCGUUUACCUUCCCGCUGGAGCGGUACCUAUUUAUCUACUUGCACUUUGAUGUGCUUUGAACUGCUAGGUUGGCAGGAGCAGGGACCGAGCAAUGGGAGCUCACCCCGUCACGGGGAUUCAAACCGCCGACCUUCUGAUUGGCAAGUCCUAGGCUCUGUGGUUUAACCCACAGCGCCACCCGCGUCCCUUAUACUUAUUGAUACUUAUUGAUAUAAUGUAAUUUAGUGUAAAAGGAGUUUUUGUUUUUGUUAUUAAAACCUAGCAAAAGUUCUUUUGCAUUUCUUGAAUGUGUGGUCUCCCCAGCAUGCCUUCUGCAACGCAACUAAUCUGCAAAAUAACCAACACAUAUAUCUUCCCUGCCUGAGGGGCGGAUCAUAGGGCGGAGUCUUAAUUUGAGCUAAAUUGCAUCUCUCUCAUGCAGCUAGGCAUAGUAACUUGUGGUUAUUUUCCAAUAUACUAACAGUACAUAGAAGCAGAGCUGUCAGGCUAGCCCCUGGGAGAAGAAGGGAGUAAAAAUAAAUGUAGUAUAGAUUUCAAAGCCCCUGGUUGAAAUAAGAUGCUUUUAGACUAGUAUCCUUCAAAGUGUCUGAUGUUUGUUAGUCCCACAGGACUGUAACUAAAGUCUUACUAUAGCAGCUAAUCUUUAACAUAUCUUAACAGUCAUCAGCAGAAGUCGUUUUGUCUUUGAGUAGUAAAUGUUAUUUACAAAACUCAUUGCUAGUAACAGUAACAAUGUGCUGAUGGGUAAAAGCUAGCUUGCUAAUUAGAGUGACAUCAGAAGACCAGAUGAAAGAGAAAGGGAAUUACAAGUUACAUUUCUUGGUAGAUGAACUAAGUUGUGAUUGUGUCUAUAGUGGUAGAGUUCAAGGGUGGGGAACUGGUUCCAGCUAAGGGGGCCAGAUCCAGAACCCAUGCUGACUACUUUGACAGGUAGGUACAGCUGUCCACUUGUCAAUCACAUCAGCAUUACAUUAGGUGUUUCAACUUCAAAAGAAAGAAUCAGAGCCCUCUUGUAAGCGUGCUCUUGAUUCUUCCUUUGCAGGCACAAGUACAUUAAAUUAUGCUGCUAUAUUACAGUAGGUCACGACAUUAAAUCAAGUUAAAUUCACUUAACACUGUGUGUGCAUCAGACCUCAUUUGUUGUUCUGUUAGGCUACUUCGCAUAUGAUUAAGGUGUGUUUGAUUUUAUAUCAAUUUCAUAUUCUAUAUUUAGAGAUAAUUGCUGGGGUUCUGAAAAGUUUACUUUUUCAUUUGAAAUGGAUCCACUUCUUAAGUAGCCAAUGAUAUCAGUUAUGUAAUUCCUCCCCAAAUGAUCUAUUAUUAUUUAUUAAGUUUGUUAGUGACUGUUCACCAUCAGGUCCCAGGGCUGGUUAUGACAAUUUAAAAUUCAAUAUUAAAAACAGUCGGAACAAAAUUCAAGAAUCUGCAAGACUUUACAAACCUCUUUAGGAUCCUAGUUAAAUGGUUACGUCCCAUUUUAUUCAGUGUGGUUUAGACAUACCUAAUUUAUUUCCAAUUUCACAUUCUAGAGCCAAACUGAUUUUUCAGAAAACAAGAGUGUAGAUUCAACUUAGGUUUGUAAGGUACAUUUAAUCAUGGCCAGGAUCCAGAAGAUAACAUAAACCUCCUACCUUGCUAUAGGGAGAACUAGUUUUGAAACUGAAGGUAGUUUAAAAAGCAGUUUUUGAUACAUCACGAUAUGAAGUUCUGCCAUUUAAAAAAGUCAGCAAUGCCACUUAGUUCAUGCAAGCCUUUGGUUAUACUAUGAAGAAUCUUAGGGUUCUAGCCAUUGAGUGUGAUAGCUUACAUACUGUUAUUUACUUUCAUUAAGCUUUGUUCAUAUUUCCCCCCUUAAAAUACAGCAUUGAUAGCAACCAUAGUUGUGAUUCUGUUUUGAUUAAAAAAAUGUGUGUGUGGGAAUGGAGAGUUGGUUAGAAAAAUCAUACUUGCUGGUUGUAUCCCUACCCUCCACAAAUUCAGUGUGAUUUAAGUCCUUUUUCACACCUCCUAAAUCAUGCAUUCGGUGAAACUAUGCAUGUUGAUGUUAACUGCAUGGCGGUUAAAUUAUAAUAAUCCUAGGCACAUUGCAGAGGGGGAUUUACACUGGUGCUGCUGUGUGUGGGGAUGGCAGGUUUAACCUUUCCCUCCCCAGCCUUUUUUCUGAUGAAAAUGGAUCCUGUGUUCUGCUAUUAGUGAUUCUAAAAAACAAAUUGGGGGUGUUCUGUUGCUGAGUGCAGUGCAUGGACUGAAAUCUCCUGCCACCCACAUGCUUUGUAUCAAAUUUAAAAUCCUUUGAUGUGGCAACAAGCCAAGCAAUCAACAUAAUGUGUAAUUAGCUUCUGAAUAUGCAGAGGGACAUGGGCUCACUCCUGCUUUUCUGGCCUCCUACCUCUAUGUUUUUACUUUAAAAACAGGUUUAUUUCACACCAAUCUGUGCCACAUGGGUACAGCUUUGUGGCUGGGGCCUAUGCAGUAAUUUAGGCUUCUUGUAUCAUCCUCCAUUUUCCCCCCACAAAAGCUAUGCAGAGCUCACUGUCAGGGUAGGAUCAGGCACAUUCCCUCCAUGAUUCUAUUCUUCCUGAUAUGUCAUGUUCACAUGGCCUUUAAGGUAAUUAGACCUUUCUGUUCCUAAUGUUUAUUAAUUUUCAAUAAAGAGAUUUGGCAUCCCUCUCCAUAUCUCCGAGGAAGGAUCUCUCAGAGAAACCAAGGUCUAAUAUUUUGGUGGUCACAUUUCAUCAGCCCUAGAUAACAAUUAAUGUAGUAAUAAUGCUUUCCCUGCUAUGCUUAAUUCCUCUAGUACAUAUUACAAGGAAACUCUGUUAAAUGACAUUAGAAAAGCUAGGGAGAAGUAUCAAGGAGAAGAACUGGCAAAGGAACUGACCAGGAUUAAACUUCGUAUGGAUAAUACUGAAGUCCUCACUUCUGACAUUGUAAUCAACUUACUUCUGUCAUAUCGAGAUAUCCAGGUAUGUUACUUUUACCAUAAAUACAUAGUACAUGUCCCCAAUGUUAUUUUAUCAAGGUUUUACCCAUUUUUAAAAAUAUUUUUUAAAGGUGAUCUCAAGUUCAGAAUCAUUGGGUUCUACAGAAUCUGGAUUCAUGACGACUGUUUCCUUAAAAACAGCACAAAAACGCUCAACAACUUUGGCCCCAACAACAUGUGUGUCCUGAUUUUCACUGUUUGAAAUAUUGCAACCCUAGAUAUCAGUGUUUUAUUUACAUUAAUUUGCUGCAAAUAUUUCUGCCCUUUUCUAUAAUAUUUGUCAACAAGAUAUGGAAGUUGAGGAAAUGAGCCACAUAACUUCUUGCUAUCUGACCCUGCAAUCUGAGUUUAAUGUGUUCAUUUUACUUAGUACCCUUCAGGUUAUAAUUCCCCACUAGGAGAUUAUGAGUAAGACUGCUUUAAAAAAUGUUUUCCAUUGCAGUGCAUGCUUGCCUUCAGCUAGAAAUGCAAUAAUGCUUAAAGAGCAAUGUGAGCCAUCUAGUGGAAUGGUGCAAGUGACUUGUUAACACAGGCAAGGAUGCAUUCCAUUCAGGAUUGUGUUAGUUCAUAAAUUCUGGCUCAUGUAGAGUUGUGUGUGUUCCUUGUAGGCAGAGAAUAUAUUUCUAGCAGAUCUUGUCCUAGGAUGAGGGAAGUAUCAAGGAGAUAGGCUAUACAUCUUUUUAAGUAGUUGUUGCUCAUGGUCAGAAUAAGUAAAAACCAUUUGAUGGAUGAAUUUUGGUUAGUAAUGCUUUCCUCUGUUACCUCUUUAAACUGCUGUUAGGACUAUGAUGCCAUGGUGAAGCUGGUGGAAACACUGGAAAUGCUCCCUACUUGUGAUCUGGCUGAUCAGCACAAUAUCAAAUUUCAUUAUGCAUUUGCACUGAAUCGGUAAGAUUAACUCCUGUGUGAAUACAUUUACAGAGAGAGGUAACUAUUCCAUUAGUGCAAAGGCAUCUUCAACUUAAAACAGUUAUUGCAACCACAGACUCUGAUAUUUGUUACAUGAAGGUGACCCAAACAUUCCCAGUGUAUUUCCACACUCAAUCCAUUCUACUUAAACAGAUGACUUUCCAGCCACCGCUUAUGUCUCUCUUUUGCCAUUCCCCCCAGAAAAUAUUUUACAUCCUCCUACAGACUCUGUUGGACUACAUUCUGCUUAGUAGGCUGAUAAUUGAAGUAUAUGUAGCUUCUUAUUUAAAAGUGUAAGUUUAAUCCAUGGUGCUCUUGUCCCUCAUAUAUUCUAAGUGAUCACUGUGCUCUGCAGGAGAGGGGCUCCAGCUGAUAACCAGCUCAUUAGGAAGCAUGUUCCAUACAGUGUAAGAACUGGGUUUUUAGUGCAUGCUACCCCCACAUACUCUUGCAAUUUUCUCCCAGUAUACAGUAUAUCAGACAGGUACCCUUGUUUCUGCCUUUUGGGGUACUUAUUGAAUAUGAUCUUCUUUCAACAAGCCUUUUAAGCAAGAUUCUCAUUCCAGUCUUUAUCGUGAUUAGCUUAGAAAAUGUAUUUAUGUAUUUACGUAUGUUUUAAUGUUGAUAUUUUUUAUUGUUAAAUUGCUUUUGGGAUUCAUUGACUUAAAAAAAAAAAUACAGUGAACUAACCUGUAAAAAAUCAAGAAUUACUCUGAAUUUUUUCAUUUCUUUUUUUAAAGUACUCAAUACAUGCUAGGGUAUAUUAUCACAGUACAGCUUCGGUUUAAGCCUAACCCAAGUUAUUUAUAAUAGGCAAAUUACCUAAGAUUGUUUACUCCACAAUAUGAAAAUACAGUGUGUGCUUAUUUUAAACGCCAAUUACUUUGUGAAUGGUUUCAUCAUACUUAUUAUAGGCUCAGCUGUCCUGCAUUUUCAUUACUGUGCAAUAUAGCACAGAGGUCAUGUUUAUAAAUGAUAACUUGGAUAGUAAACUGCUGGUGACAGGUGCUUCAAGGCUGAAGUCAUAGCCUAAAUAUUGUCAGUACAUGAACAUGAUGAAGGAUGGCCAGAGUCACUGCCAGGACUGACAACAGGCGCCCUUUAAGCCAACACCUCAAAGCUUUUCCAAUAACAAAAGGUGUUGAGUAGUUAAAGAGAAGAAACACCUUUUGGUGCACCAUAAUAGAUCAAGAUUUUUUAAAAAUCCCAUAAGGGAAGUCAAACAACUUCCUAUAAAGGAAGACAAACAAGGUUCCUGUGAUCAUGUUGUUUCAGAGGAACUUCUCAGAGCUUCUAAACAAUAUGCACAUGCGUAAUAUAUGGUAUAGGCUGGGAUCUAAAGCCUACUUUGGGCAUGCUCAGUGACUUGUAUGCAAUUUUUAUAAUAUUUUUAGCUCUUCUGACAACAUGAGUUCAGGAAGAACUCAGUCACCUUUUGAGAGUAGAUAAAUAGCUAUCUUCUUUUUAAAUUUCAGCUGUAUUCCAUGCUGUUCCAAAACUAAUCUUGGUGCAUACCUUUCUUUUCCUGGUAACACAGGCUUUGAGUUUUAUUUUUGUAUCAUUCAUAAUAAGCAAGGAAUAGGUACAGUUACUGCUUUUGUGCACCCCUUUCAUAGCCAUCCAGAUAAAGUUGAGGCAGCAUUCCAAAAAAUGGGUAGUUAGUUCAUUAAGUUCAGAUAAUGAUAAUGUAGUUCGGGCUUUUAGGUUCACGUAUAAGCUCGAACCUCUUUAAAGAGUUGCAAUAUUUUGUAUGAGAGAAGCACACAAGUAAUGGAUCACAGAGUAGUGAGGGAGUUGCAGCUUCCCAUGCAAAAUGAGUCUCACAGCUUUCACCUUUUGUUGUUUCUCACAUGCAGCUCUUAACAGCUGCAGCUAGUUGACUUGUGUCCAGCCCAGAGGCUAGAUAAGACAGCUGCUGCAGUGGAUAAGUGGCUAACACGGGAUAAGUGUCUUUUAAUUUUCCUUUUGGUGUCUUCUCUUCAGGGUCACCCGACUAACCACUUCCCUCUUUAAUGUUGUAUUGUUGAAUUUAUUGCCCAGUAGGAGAAAGUGAGCGAUGUAUUACAGUAUUGGGUGGUAACUGGAACUGUGUUUUUGCUGCUGAGAGUGGGAUUCUAUGUUCUAACUUUUUGUGUUUUAUAAUUUUGCUUAAUAACAAUAAGUAUGAGAGACUGAAAUGGCAGAGAGUAAAGGCCUACCUGGGUGGGAGAGAGGGAGGGCGUGGUUAUGUAGCUGUGUGUUUGGCACUGUGUUGCUUUAGAUGGUGGUGUGUACUGGUGAGAUUACUCUGGCAUGGAGCAUGUGUGAAGCUUCUAUUUCAAUUAUUUUGUUCUGCUGCCAGUGCUGCUGUUUUGCAUAGUUCUCUUCAUUUUUUGGUUUUUGAUUCCCCCCCCCCCCGUAUUUUUUUUAAUGUUUAAGAGAAUAUUUUGUUUCUCCUGUUAAUCAAGCUGCUUUAAAUGUGUAAUCAUUGAUAUUGACAGCGUAUGACAACAAAGUACAUCACUGUAGGGGAAAGUAUUUGUGUGUUUGGGCAGUAUACUGUAUCCAGUAUUAAAGCUCUCAUAACAAGAAUUGCCUUGUCGGUUGAAAAUUGCAUCAUGUCUGAAUUUAUCAUUGAAAGGAAUUAUUCUGCUUACUUAAGCAUAGCAAGCUUUGUGCUGCAAUGUUUGCUUCUGAAUAUUUUCAAAUAAAACAUAGCAUAGGUAAUUUGUAAAUAGUGUGGUUGCAUUUCAUGUACUAAUACUGUAUGAUAAAUGUUUACAGCUGGUAAUGUUUUCCAGCCAGAACUGAAUUUUGUUUCAUUUUGGGUAGAUAAUUGACAGUGCCACCUGCUGUCGCCGAUGCAAUGCAUAGUGGUCCUGGUCUUAGCCUCUAGAGCAGGAGAAAACAAGCUUGCUCCAUCUUCCAUAUGACAACCCUUGAGAUAUUUGAAGAUGGCUAUCAUAUCUCCUCCCAGUCUCCUCUUUUACAGGCUAAACACACCUAGCUCCCUCAACAGGGAGUCUUAGUUUCCAGACCCUUGAUCAUCUUCAUUUCCCUCCCACGUUCCAGCAUGUGAAUAUCCUUCUUAAAUUGAGGUGCCCAGAACCAGACAUAGUACUCCAGGUUCGGUCUUACCAAGGCAGAAUAGAGAGAGAUUAUUACUUCCCAUGAGUGGGACACUAUUCUGUUGAUGCAGCCUUUUUUGCUGCUGCAUCACACCAUUGACUUGUGUUAAGCUCGUGGUCCACCGAGACUCCUAGAUCCUUUUCACAUGUACUAUUAGCAAGCCAUGUGUCCUCAAUCUUAUAUUUGUGCAGCUGGUUCUUCCUGUCUAAGUGUACAACCUGACAAACUAACCUCAAACUAAUCAUUCUGUUAGUUUGAAUAUAGCUGCUACUCAUCUGACUUCUGGCAAUUCAGGAUGGCAGAGGACAUGAUUUUAGAAGACUUAUCAGUGUAUAGAGGAAAAGAGCAGAGACAGAACGUACACUGUAUGUAGUUGCAUAUCUUUUGUGUAAAAUCUAUCCAGAAUGUCACAUCUAGAGCUCUGGAAAGCUCCAACAGAAAUUGUAUACACAGUUUCAUACUAAGGUUGCUUAGUGAAAUUAUUGUGUGUAUUUAGUGUAGGAGUCACCAAUCUUUUUUCACCUGAGGGGACAUUUGGAUUUUUGUUUCUACCUACUCUGGCCACUUCUCUUCCCUCUUCCUUGAUCUGUUUUCCCUCAACCCCUAGGACAGAAAGAGUAUGUGUACACACUUCAUCUUUAUAAGGGAUUUUGAUAAAAGUCAGAUCCAGGAGAAUUAAUAUGAGCCUUGAAAUGCACAUAGAGCUGGAAGAGGAAGUGGGAAAGAGCAUCAUUCUUCCAGCUUCCUUUUCCAUCUUUUAUAUGCUUUAUGAGAGAGAGAGAAAAAUAACUACUCUCAUUACAAAGGAGGCAGUGCAUGAGUGGUGAGAGUUCAGAGGCUUUGUGGGCACCAAGGGAGACCAUUGUGCUCAUGGGCACACCAUUGGCAAAUCCCACAUUUAGUGCAUAUUGACAGAGUUAUAAAUUGUGUUAAAUACAAAUACAUGGUUCUUUGUACAAGCUUAUUCAUGUGAUUUUCUGUCUGAAUUUCAGAAGAAACAACACAGGUGACCGGGGGAAGGCACUGCAAGUGAUGCUGCAGGUCUUGCAGACAUGUGAUCGCCCAGCACCUGACAUGUUCUGCUUGUGUGGGAGAAUCUACAAGGACAUUUUCCUUGAUUCGGACUGUAAAGACACCAGCAGCCGAGACACAGCCAUUGAAUGGUAAGAGGAGUGGCAAUGUGUUUACCGUAUCUGUGCAAUUAUGAAAUGGAAAGCAAAGUACUUCACAAGUUCCUUACCAGCCAGCCUCUUGUUUGACGGGAGUUAAGAAUAGGACCUUUCAUUAUCUAGAUAUUAUCUUAAAACUAUGCGAUUCUUACCAUUUUAGUAUUCUGUUACAUCUUAUUACAGUCUUCCAGAAGUAGAGUCGCAAUGAGGAGGAAGCUACUGUUUUGAAAUUUCAGACUAUGGUCAGAGCAUAUUUAGAGGGGAGAUAAAACUAUAAAUUCUUGUUGAUUCAUUUGUGGUUGGAGAGAAGAUCAUAAACAUAAUUCUCAUAAAGAAAGUUUUUUGAAAGAGAUUCUUUUUUGAACAGGAAAGAGAAAAUCUAUUAUUUAUUGGACGAUAGGAAUCAAGAUACUGGGUGAGAUCCAAUGGAGCACUUGUGGGUAUUCACUCGUGCAACAGGGCUUCAUCUUCCUCUCUUCUACCAUGUGCUCUCAAAGUCUGAUCUGGAGUGGGGAAGAAGAGAAACAGGAAGUCCCAUUGCAAAAGGGGAUUCUGUUGUGCAAGCAGGUGGAUAUUUUUAGAUGUUGCCCGUGACAUAUAACAUUUCUGUGUUUGCUCUAGCUGCCCAAUGGAUUUAUCACACAAAAUGAGAUCCAGUGUGCUGAAUGUAUUUUUCAAUUUGAUUUUCUGUGUUUUUGUGAUGACUAAGUUUUAGCAAAUAAAUUUAACUGACCUGUCUGACUUUAAAGCUGUUUAGACUACUGGUCAUCACGACUUUUGAUGGCAGUGAAUUCUAUAAAUUAAUCAUCUGUUACAUGAAAAAAGGACAUCUGUCAUCCUGAAUCUGCUGCUAAUCAGGUUCACCAGCUAACCCCGAGUUCUCAUGUUGUGGGAGAGGGAAGAAAAUUAAAUCCCAAUUAAAUCAUGAGCUCCUGUCUUUCUAGAUAAGAUUAAUUGGAACAACAACAACAACAACAACAAAAAUAAAUCCAUUCACAUUUCCAUAGUUUGCAACCAUGGCUGGCAUGCCUUCUUUAUUGUGAUCUGAGAAACUUCAAAUGUUUUUCUUUGGAACUAUCUUCUCCAGUUUGUUAAAUCUUGUCUCUGCAGGUAUCGUAAAGGGUUUGAGCUCCAGUCAACUCUGUAUUCUGGGAUUAACCUUGCAGUCCUGCUGAUUGUUGCAGGGCAGCAGUUUGAAACCUCCAUGGAACUAAGGAAAAUAGGUGAACAACACAAAAACAAAAACUUGUUGCAGCAGUAGUAGGGUUAUUAAUUAUUGUCAGAUACAUAAAGGGUUGGAUCCAAAGGUCCAAUUGAAUGAAGGAAAUUUCCAGUUGUGGAGCUGGACCUUUGGAUCCAUUGUUCUGAAUUGAAGUUGCAGUGAAUUCUGUAUUUAAGAAUAGUAGUUUUAGCCCACUGUGAAGCAUGUCACAAGUGUUUUGCCAUCAGUUGUAAGCACCUGUUCCUAGAAUGAACUCCUCAAGGGCAAUGGUCCAUGACUAGUAUCUUUGACCAUAUGAAGAAUGCAAUUUAUUUCCCACCAAUGACAUUUAGGCCAUAUUCACUCCAUACAUUUAAAGCAUUAUCAUACCACCUUUAAACAGCCAUUGCUUCUCCCAAAGAAUUCUGGGAGUUGUAGUCUGUUAAGCAUGAUGAGAAUUUUUAGGAGAUGCUCAUUCCCUUUCCAGAGUUACAAUUCCCAGAAUGGUUUAACAGUCCCUCUUCAGAGGGAACUCUGAAAACUGUAGCUAUGAGAGGGGAAUAGAGGGUCUCCUAACAACUCUCAGCACCCUUAACAAACCACCAUUUCCAGAAUUCUUUGGAGGAAGCCAUGACUGUUUAAAGUAUAUCAUAGUGUUUUAAAUGUAUGGCAUGAAUGUGUCCUUUAAUGUGCCUUUGUGUAGUUUUUGUCUACCUAAUACUCUUAGAGGUUAUACUUCCCAUGAUUACCAACACACAUUAUCAUCUUUACAGUCUUUGAGGUUCAUUGUGUUCCCUUGUAACAUACUGUUUUUAUGUGAAUUUGUCAAGGUGUGCGAUUGAACAGUUUGUUGGGAAGAAAAGGGAGUUUGGAAAAAAUGAACAAUUACUGGGAUGUCGGGCAGUUCUUCAGUGUAAGCAUGUUGGCCAAUGACAUUGGUAAAGCAGUGCAAGCAGCAGAGAGGCUGUUUAAACUGAAACCACCCAUUUGGUAUGUAUCAUCACAUAUUACAAUUUGCGUAGUUACAUCUCCUGCUCUCUGCCCUCACCCCCACACCCCAUUGGACUUCAUUAAGUUCUCCAAUGCUCCAUGCACCAUCACCACUCUUUGCAUGAUGGUUAAAUAACUAUGUUUUCAUUUUCAGGACUUCUGAUUUUCAAGUAGACUUCUAAUAUUCUAGCAAAGGCUUGUUGUGUCAUUAACUUAGAGUAAAUACUGUUGUUCUUGGUUGUUUAAUUAUUGAUUCUAUGCAUGUGUUUCAGGUAUUUGAAGUCAUUGGUUCAGAACCUGAUGUUAAUACAGCGGUUCAAGAAACUCACCAUAGAACAUUCUCCUAGACAAGAGAGACUGAACUUCUGGUUAGAUAUCAUUUUUGAGGCAACUAAAGAAACAACUAAUGGCUUGAGAUUCCCAGUAAGUCUCUGUAAUGCGCAGAGCUUAUAUAUCUGGUUAAUUUGGACUAAAAUCCUGUAUAUACUUGCCUAGGAGCAAUCCCAGUUAAACUAAUCAGGGUUUACUUUUGAGUAGACAGGCUUAGAAUUGCACUAUUAGUAACAGAAAAUUGUGGCCUAGUGUUAGGAGCUACCAUGUAAACUAGAAUCAAGUGACAAGUAAAUCUGCCCAAGCUGCAUGUAGUGUUUUCUGCCAAGUAGAACAGAGCUGGCAUGUCCUGUUUGGUAGGGAGUGGACCUCGGUGGCAGUUAUUGCUUGCUGUUUUUGCUACUGAUCUGUAGGGGUUGCCAGUUGGAAGUGGGAAACUUUCUAAGAGAAAAAUGUGUUCUGUAAUCGUAUCACUAUGUAAUUCAUUGUCUUUAAAAAAAAUAAAACAACAGCAGUACACAAGUGGCUUGAGCAUAAAUGGAUGUUUGAUACAAGAGGCAGUCUAAUGCAAAUGAAUAAAAGAAUAUAAUAUACAAGAAGGAAAGAGUACAAGAAAUUGUAUGAGACCUGAUUAAAUAAAUAGUUUGAUCCACAGCCAAGAAGAAAAUGCAGUGUUAAUUGUGAACAAAUUUUCAGCACACGUUCAAUGGGAUUUACUCCCUAGUUCAGGUGUAACUAACAUUGUGUCCUCCAGUUGUUGUUGGACUACAACUUCCACCAUCUCUGGCUGUUGGCCAUGCCGGCUGGGAUGGAUGCGACUUGUAAUGCACAAUGUCUGAAGGCUGCCAUGUUGGCUACUCCUGCCUUUUAGGACAACAGCCUUAUAAUUAGCAUUCCGAUGCUGUAAGGAUGUGUCACUGAUCUAGUUAGGUUUCACUGAACAUGUGUGUGCUUCGUUUAGGUAUUGGUGAUAGAGCCAACUAAGGUAUACCAGCCUGCGUAUGUUUCAAUCAACAAUGAAGCGGAAGAAAGAACUGUUUCCCUUUGGCACGUGUCUCCAACAGAAGUGGUAAGACCAAUGGUGAAUUUCUUCUUUCCCUCUAGAAAUUCUGAUCAUCACAUCUUGGCUUCUUUGUAUACAACUCUUUUUUUAAAAAAGAGGCUUCACAAAAAUGUCACACAAUGCACAUAAGUAUCUUCUUUGUCCCGUAGAUGGAAAAACUGAGGUACUAAUAACAGGGAGCCAGCCUUAAGCCCCAGGGAAAUGAAUUAUCAUACAAACUUUUUCGUCUGUUCAGCAUGAAAGCACAUGGGCACAAAGCAUGACAGAGAUCCCGUGUGAGCACAUGCAGGCACGAACACUCCACCUCUAACCUUCCUGUGUCAAAUGGGAAGAUCUGAAGGAGGCUUGUGUUGUUGUUGUUUGGUCGUUUAGUCGUGUCCGACUCUUUGUGACCCCAUGGACCAGAGCACGCCAGGCACUCCUGUCUUCCACUGCCUCCCGCAGUUUGGUCAAACUCAUGCUGGUAGAUUUGAGAACACUAUCCAACCAUCUUGUCCUCUGUCGUCCCCUUCUCUUUGUGCCCUCAAUCUUUCCCAACAUCAGGGUCUUUUCCAGGGAGUCUUCUCUUCUCAUGAGGUGGCCAAAGUACUGGAGUCUCAGCUUCAGGAUCUGUCCUUCCAGUGAGCGCUCAGGGCUGAUUUCCUUAAGAAUGGAAAGGUUUGAUCUCCUUGCAGUCCAUGGGACUCUCAAGAGUCUCCUCCAGAAGGAGGCUUGUACUGUAAGCCAAUUCAGCUGAAUGUGCUUGAAAGCCUCCCUGUGAUUGGGCAGGUUAGGGGUAUAGUGGGAUUGCGGGGCGUUUGCACACCUGGUCUCAGUACACUUCAUACUACCAUGCUUUUGGGUUGAAAGGGCUAUACAGGGCUAUACAGAAUUAGAUAUAUGAUCUCUUAACCUUCUACUCCUUGUUUUAUUUUAUUACAGUACAGUGGUGCCUCGCAAGACGAAAUUAAUCCGUUCCGCGAGUGUCUUCGUCUAGCGGUUUUUUCGUCUUGCGAAGCAACCCUAUUAGCGGCUUAGCGGAUUAGCGCUAUUAGCGGUUUAGCGGCUAUUAAAGGCUUAUCGGCUUAGCGGCUUAGCUGCUAAAGGCUAUUAGCGGCUUAGUGGCUUAGAAAAAGGGGGGGGGAGUGAAAAAAAAUCUCAAGACUCGCAAGACAUUUUCGUCUUGCGAAGCAAGCCCAUAGGGAAAUUCGUCCUGUGAAGCAACUCAAAAACGGAAAACCCUUUCGUCUAGCGGGUUUUCCGUCUUGCGAGGCAUUCGUCUUGCGGGGCACCACUGUAUCACACAUUCCACUGAGAACUUAUGAAAUUUGGGAUGCUCAUAAAAAUUCUGAUACCAGAAUUCUCAUUAGGAUAAACCAUCCUUGGUGGUGGGGGGGGAAGAAUGCGUUUCAUUCUUAGAUCUACAGCAGGAAAAUAGGAGGACUGUGAAUUGGUUUCAAUGAUUUAGCCCUUCGCUUUCGAGUUAUGAAAAUGUUAGGUUUUGUACAAAUGAUACACUCAGUAUGACGCAGUACAUGACAUGAAUAUUCUUCAGCACUAAUGUAACACUGCUUCUCAACCCACUCUGUCCAGGAGUCACAGCUGCUAAGCCACAAAAUCCAGCAAUCAAAUUGUCCUUAUUUUUGCUCUAGCUAAUGUACAUAUUUGCUUAUCAGUGAACCAAGGACUGUGGAUCAGAUCAUCUGAGCAUUCUUCUCAGAUACGUGGUCAUACACGAGAAGCCAAUAGGUAGCCCUGUAGACAGUUUAGGUAAGCAUUUCUGCAGGCUUGCCGCAGCAUACUUCAUGACUUUGUGAUUAUUCUUUCUGACAUGAAUUGAAGGAGCCACACACACACACACACACCGCCCUCCCUUUCAGGGGGAUGUUUGGAUUCACUGAGCCUAGCCAUUUCCACAAAUUAAGGCAUAAUGCCAUUAGGAUGGACAUCAGACUUUCAAUUGAAAGGAAAUUCAUAGUGUCAUGAAAUUUAGGAAGACCAUUUUCGUUCUGCAAUGGCAAGGAGUAAUGUGUUGCUGUUGGGGCCUAGUGUUGUGUCCCUUCUUUAUCUUGCUACUUUUUGGGGGGGGGGGUAGAAGCAACCUUGCUAAUAUUGCUGUAUGCUGCCUGAAAGCAAAAUAUUGGUGCCCAAAGACUGAGAUCAUCCUUGUGAUAUGAUGAUAAUGGUUUGUAAUCUUGCUUUGAAACCAUCUGUGUUCUUACCCAUUUGCAGAAACAGAUUCAUGAGUGGAAUUUUACAGCUUCUUCUAUUAGAGGAAUAAGGUUGGUGUCCUUGAAAUGGUUUUAUUUUUGUUUUACUUACAUGCCUCAUUUUGCCUUAGGGAUAUGUGAAGAAUGUAUAUGUGUUUUCCCACCAAUGCUAGCAAACGAUGUAGUUUGGGUAUCCUUUAUAUCCCACCCAACUCCCUAGAUGUGAAAGCUGUUUCCUUGAAAUAUAGUAUAAAUAUUCCUUAGUUCUUUAUCCCUAAAGAAUCCUUUACCAGACAUCUGAAGCAACAAAUGGUUGCUGCUUCAUGUAUGGCCAAGGGAAGGGCAUUCCACAAUAAAAGAGCAAUAGAAUGCCCAUUUUUUUGGCAGGGUUGUCCCUAUAGUGUAAGGUGUGAUGCCGCAGGUAGACUUUCCCCUAGGGUUGCCACAUUUUGAAGAGCAAAAAAAAAGGACACUUUUGUGUGCUGUGUCAUGUGAUCCAUUAUUUGGGGUGGGGCUUACCUGAACCCCUCUAUUUUAUUCAAGUUGGCACACCUGUCUGGGGUACUUUAGUUGAGAUUCCUGCAUUGAUGGGGGGUUCGACUAAAUGACCCUCCAGGACCCCUUCUAACUCUACAGUUCAAUGAUCAAUGAACCCUGUUUCUUUAAGUGAGCUUCAUUAUUUUAUUGUUGGUUGUUUUAUUUGAUUAAUUCCAUUAGGGCCCUGUUUUGCGACUGAAAAUUAGGUUAAUACAUUUUUAUAGAAAAUAAAAUAGGUUGUCUUCCUUAAGUCAUAAAAAGGUAAAGAUAAAGGGACCCCUGACCAUUAGGUCCAGUCGUGACCAACUCUGGGGUACAGCACUCAUCUCGCUUUAUUGGCUGAGGGAGCAGGCGUACAGCAUCCAAGUCAUGUGGCCAGCAUGACUAACCCGCUUCUGGCGAACCAGAGCAGUGCACGGAAACGCCGUUUACCUUCCUACCGGAGUAGUACCUAUUUAUCUACUUGCACUUUGAUGUACUUUUGAACUGCUAGGUUGGCAGGAGCAGGGACCGAGAAAUGGGAGCUCACCCCGUCACAGGGAUUCGAACCACUCACCUUCUAAUCAGCAAGUCCUAGGCUCUGUGGUUUAACGCACAGCGCCACCCGUGUCCUUAAGUCAUAUGUAUAUUCUAAUGCUAGUUCUUGGGGAGAGUAAAGAAGAUAGCUUUUUUUCUUGUGAUUUUCCAAUGCUUUCAAUUUACAUGAAGGACUUUACCCCUCUUUUGUAGUACUAAGCAGGAGGCAUCUUAAAUAUUUCUUCAUAAUGUGCAGGCUCUAUAAUAUAGUUUAGUCAUUGCUCAGCAUAGUAGCUUGGAUAUUUUGCUUCUUGUCUUCCUUCUCCCUCCUCUGUUGAAUUGAUAUUUUCAUGGUCUUUUAAUGGCACCACUUUCAAAUAACAUGUUCCUUAUAUUGCUGAAGUUACACCAUUGAAAGAUGUAGUGUGAGAAAGUGAGUUUAAUCUUUCUCUCCACGUACAUUUCUCUACAGAAUAUUAUAUUUAGAUUGGCAAAUUGGAAACUGGAUGGAUAUUGAUUAGUGUUUCUUCCAUGGCUUUUGAAAAUUGUCAUUGCUUUCUCCUUUCUCUCAUCUAGGCUGGUAUGGAUUUUUUCUGCCUCAUGAAUAUAGUACUAGACAAACAUUGUCUGCAAACUUCAGCAGUUUGAAUUGCAGGGAUUUUAGGUCAUUUGAAAAAAAAGAAACCAGACAUGGGAGAAAGUAAUGCUAUUAUUCUCCUGUUAUGACUCCCCUUACAAUAACUGCUAAAUGCACUUUUAUUAUACAGAAUCUGGAAAUAUCUUUACUUUUUGUUCGAAACUGACUUUAAAAGAGUGUUAGUAAUCAACCUGAGAGAGUAAAGUAAGCAGAACAAUGAAUUAUUUGUUCUGAGCUAGUAAUUUAUGGUUUUGCAGUGUUGUAAAUCCUAAUGGGGCAGUCUUUAUUAUUUUUUUGGCACUUAUUGAAGACUUUCCUUUUUCAACAGGCUUUUUAAAGGGGAGAUUUUUAUCUUGCCCUGUAUUUAUAUUGGAUUUGAAAUGGUUUUUAUAUAUGAAAUUGUUUAAAUUGUUAUUAUAAAAGAAAUUGUUUUAUAUCUGUUUAUACUGGUGAUAAUUUAUUUUGAGAUGCUUCAUUGGAAGCGACUCAUAAGUGGAAUGGCACUAACUAAAUAAGUGAAUGAAUGAAUGAUUAACACCCUGGCAAUACAUAUAUCUGGUUUUUUGAAGGUCACAGAUCUUAACUUUUCCUGCUAUGCAGACUGACUGUUGUUUCCAUUGUCCUAGUGAUCUGUUCUGCACAUUUUUAUCAUCAUUUCCUCAUUUUAUUCAUAAAUGGCACCCAAAUUGUAUUGCUUGUCAUCUCCAGUUCGAAGCAGGCUUUUAAAAAACCAUGACUGUGCUGUUGUCUCUCUUUGAUUCUGUAAACUCUGUAGUGGUAGAAGGAAAACUGAACUGCUGUGUGAGCUGAGCUCCUCCAUUUGUUCCUUCAUCUUCAUACCUCUGCCCCCACAUCCACGCCACUUGUGCUUAGCAUAACUUGAUUGUAAUUCUUUUUCCACAGCAUAUCUAAAUUUGACGAACGGUGUUGUUUUCUGUAUGUCCACGACAACUCUGAUGACUUUCAGAUCUACUUCUCUACAGAGGGCCAGUGUAGCAGGUGAGAAGCUUUGCAUUGCUUUCCCGAACGAUCAAAAUGAGACAUACAAUAGUUGGGGGAUACCUUGUAAACCCAGAAGUAUUUUCGCAAAGAUUUCGUUUGCCGGGCCACCCAACUCCCUCCUCUUCACCCUGCAAUGCUGCUGUGAUAGCCCAGCAGCAAGUGAACAGUUCUCAGAAGUCUGUCGUCACGUUGUAGUUUGCAGCGCCACCUGUUUGUGGCCACACAAACUACUGCAUCAUAUUCAGUGCAAAUACUGUACAUAAAAGACACUUUGCUGUGGAAUUCUGUGGAAGUGGGAAGUGCCUGUUGCAUUUGCUUAUGCAAUUGGAUAUCGCUCCUCAUAUUUGUUUUCUACAUUCCUUUCUUUCCUGUGUUCAUUUAUAAAGGCCCUACCAUAUCACAGGUUAAAUUGAUCUUAAUUUGUUUAGUAUGAUCAGGAUAUGUGAAGGUAGGAAUUAACAGCAUGGUGAAAGCGUUGGUCUUUGAACUGGGAUGGAGGGCAUCAUUUGGAAUCCAUCUCAGGCAGCAAAAUGUCUUGGGCUAAUGCUGAUUUAAAGUAAUUUAAACAGUCCAAAAGUUACAUUUGAAUUACAGAUUUAUAAGGGAUAAAUUUAUAAGGGGUUUCAGUAUCCAUUAAAAAAAAGCUGUAGCACAACAGCAUGAGGCAAUAGUGAUUUUGAAGAGGAAAAGGAAAAGGAAUGUUGGCAGAUGUAUUGCUUUGCAUUGCACAUGAAUCAUAAGUAUCAUACAUUUGAGCAGAAAAGCAAGAUACUCUUAUGCCUUUAAUUGUGCGGUGUACAUUGCUUACAGAUUUUGUAGUCUGGUUAAAGAGAUCUUAACAGAUGUUGUAGGAAGUACUCUGGAACUGGAAGGAGAAAGUGAUGGAGACACAUUGGAAGUAAGUAAUGUUGACCGGGGAGAAACAGAAAUCUUUGUUUGGAUGGGAGACGAACUUGCUUUCCAUAUUCCUAUUCUAAUUAAUUUAAUUUAUUAAUACCUUAAGAAAUAAUACCUACCUUUUUAUAAAGUAGGAACAGCACAACUAAAACUUUGCAGCUAAAACAUUGUUCAAUAGGGCAGUAAGAAGCUUUCCACAUUUACCAUUUAUAGUGGUAUAGUUGCUGGCUCUUUCGGAUUUUUUGGCAUGCCACCGCACAAUGUCAUCAUUAUUCAGCUAGUAUUCCAGAGUAACAUACUCAGAAACCUGCUUCUUCUUCUUCUACUGCAAACCCCCACCCCCCGAGUUUUGGGAAAGAGCCAGAUGGGUACUCAAUACUUUCAUUUGUGUGGCAUGUGUGGAAGCAUCGUCCUAGUUUCUGCAUGGAAGGGAUGAAGAUUGGUUGGUUCUAUUUUGCACCGCUUCCCUCCCAUCAGCGCAAGCUGUCAGUUUGCGAGCUCAGUUCAGGCAAGAGAUAUGGCAGGUAGAGACAAUGGUCCUGAGUUGAAGUACUGCCUGUGACAGCAAUCGUUAGCUGCAGACAAAAUAACCAGGUUUGCCCUCGCUCAGGCAGGCAAGUAGUCGGUUUUCUAAUCUACUGUACUCCCACAAGGUUAGAAUUCUGGAAUACUAGGCAUUAAAUAGAAACAAUAACAUGCUGAAGUGCUGACUGCAUGCACAUGCUCAUAACUGCCAACAUUUAUUGGUUGGAAGAACACAAGGGCACAUAAAGGAUCUGCCUAACAUUACAGAACUUUUAUCAAUCUGGGCACAAUCUACCAUUAGUGUAAACCCUGCGCUCACACACUGUCUAAUAACAGCAACGUGUGACCAAAGAUGUGGACAGUCAGCUACAAAUUCACUCCUAAAAAUGUCGGAUGCACAGCAACUGUGCCAGUAUGAAUGGUAAGUAUGGAAAGGUCAUAAGACACUGACUUUCUCGAUGUUUUAUCAUGCAUGAGGCCCUAGGAGAAAGCCUGGCCAGCAAGGGCCCUCUUAAGCAUAUCCGGCGCUGUGGUGCAAAGAUCCCUCUGGUGCCCCCCGAGUUGUUCACCUUUUUUUAAGGGGGGGAAGGACCCCAAAGUUGUUGACCUUUUAGUUCCCCAGAGUUAUUGACCUUUUUUUUAGGGAGCUGACACCACGCUUACACAUUAUCUCUAACAAGCCCAUAGAACAAAAUAAAACGAAAAGGCAGAAGAAAAACUAAUGAAGUCCUCAAUUCCAAAGCAAGACUCAUUCAAGACUCAGCAGUUCUUCUAAUUCAUCCUCAUGAUUCAAAUCACCACAUAUCAAAAAGUUAAAGCAAUCACCAGUUUGUUGUUCUUUAAAUAAAUUAAUAAAGACACACACAAUUAAGUUCCCAGCCAAUUUGUGUUUAAGUACAAAGCUGACGUUUUUAAAUAUUGUGGGGGGUGGGGUGAGGGUGGGGGUGGGUGUAAAGCAGUGACAUCCUGAACCUAAAAAGGACCCAAAACGUGGGUCACAAAGGCUGCAGCCCUAACUGCACUUACCUGAGAGUAAGCCCUGCUGAAUCUAAUAGGACCUUACUUCUGAGUAGACAGUAGGACUGCAGCAAGAAACACAGUUGGGAAUUAGCGCUUUCUCAUUUAAGUCUCAACCAGAGGAAAAUGUAAUAUUGGAGAUUAGGGAGAAAGGAAUAUGAAUAGAUUGGGGGAAGGCCGCUGAUGAGAGACCGAAAACCACAGGUAGCAAGACAAGGCUUUCUGGGGAGCAAGGCUGACACACAGUUGCUUGGGGUGAAGACUGGAGAGGGACCAGUUGUGUGUGUGUGUUUUUCAGAAAAACGUAGAAUUGGAAGGGACCCUGCGGGUCAUCUAGCCCAACCCCCUGCAAGGCUUUUUAGCUUGCAUUGAUCUUAGUUGGAUAGGCAAUUAACAGGCUUGUUUCACAAAUAAGGGAGAAGGAGUGUUGCUGGCUUGGUUUGGUUUGCCUUUGUUCUAGUUUUUAGCAUGUGCUUAGGACCGUAGUUUCAGGCUGUGAGCUGCCCUGAUAUCUACGGGUGGAGGGCAGUAGUAGUAGUAGUAGUAGUAGUAAUGCUAGUAAUAAUAAUAGUGAUAUUUUUCGCAGGGCUUAGCGUGAGUGGGUGAUGGCCAGCUGCUGGAAUGAAUGGGGUCGGUGCUAAAUGGUCUGGCUUGCUUUACAACCCCUAGGGACCUUGUUGGUGGGGGGGGGGCAGAGAAGGAGCCCACCCCCCAAGAAGAAGAAGAAGAAGAAAAGCGAAGGCAGGAGGCUUCCCUUUCCCAGGAUAGAGUUGCCUGUAACAUUAAACACAGGGCAUGAUUCUGGGGGGGAGAGAGAAACCAGGGCAGCAGCUGCUGCUACUCAUGGCUCAGGCUAGAUGUAGCUGAACAGGAUGGGCAGGGGGACCCUGCAAGCAGGGCUGCAAACCCAGCGUGGAGGCUCCCCGGCCAGCUAGAGGAGGAAAAAAAGGGGCAAGUCGGGGGGCACCUCUCUUCUUCCUUCCUUCCUUCCUUCCUCCUCCUCCUCCUCCUCCUUGCACUCUGCUUCCCCCUCUCCAUCGCCCACCUCCCUCUUCCCACAGGGCAGGCGGGCGAGAGAGAGCGAGAGAGCUGCACGCCAGCCAGCCAUAUAGUUGGCGGGCGCAACUUCCAUCCUAAGCCGCUCCAGGGAUUGCUCUCCUCCUGCGGAGACUUGGGAGGCAAGCUGCACACCCGCCAGCCAUAUGGUUGGUGAGGCGCAGUUGGCGGGUGCAGGGAAAGGGGAGGCCGCUGGCAAAGCCAUGCAGCUCCCCCACUUGCUGGGGCGCCCCUAAGAGGCCGGCGCCCUGGCGCAAUGGACCACUAACCCCUAUGGGAAAGACGGCUCUGUGGCCAACUGUCCUUUUCUGACUCUGAAAAUGUCCUGUCAACUAUCAAGGAAGUGGUGACAGCUGAGGGUCACAUCUCAGGAGCUCUUUGCAUGACCCUUUUGAGCAUGGCAGCCACUUAAGCUGAUGGCAGUCUGCCACAACUGUAGCAGGCAGAAGCAGUCAUGUGAUAGGUGAGAGUUUAUCAGAAUUCUGUGCUCACAGAGUUUUAGCAUGCCCCUGCAAAUGUUUUUUAAAUGAUGUAAAUAUGGCACGGAAGUGUAUACUACAAUUGUAUAAAUUAAGCAAAUGUGGAAAAUUCAGGAAGAGAGCAUCAUGUGAAAACAUUUUUAUUUAUGGAUAAGUGAAACUCAGGAAAUAAACUGUAGGUUUUUGUAGAGAAUGUUUUCUUGUUUGCGUGGCCCAAGCCUAUUCAUCCACCUUUUGUUUAAAAAACACCUGCAUAAUGCGACCUUUUUGGAUGCUAUUAAGCCUAUUAUCUGAAUAAUAAUCCCCUUUUCCAAGUAUGUAGUAUUAAGAAUCCAAUAUCUAAGCAUCAGAUAAAGGAGGAAAUAUCUUUCCUCUAUAAUAAUGUUUGAUAUACUUGAUAUUUUUACAUAUUAUGUGUUUAUUAUUGCUACUCAGAUCUCUUGUUUGUCUGAGCAGGGUAAAAUAUUUUGAAAGAAACAUGUUGGAGUUUUGUGGAAUGGAGCUUGAAAUGUAUUGAAAAUCACAUUAUUAACAUAGUUUGAGAGUUACACACUUAAAACUUUUCAUCCAAAAAGUAUGGCAGUUAUAGGAAUCUCUGAUUUUCGCAAUUGCUUACUGGAAUUAAGGAUUAGAAAAGUACUUUUCCCCACUGCUUGUUUGUACAAUUACGAUUUUCAUACAUGACAAUGGAUAAUUGUGUACUGAACUAAUAGCAUUUAAUUAUUCUAUCCCCACAGUCCAUUUGACAAUGCAUUGGUACCUGAGAAAAGACAGAAACACCCUUAUGUGGGAGCUUUGUCAUGAAUGAUAUGACAGAUUAAUUUGAAAACAGUGUAGGGCACUAAAUUCAUAAAUAGCAACGAGAGGGGACACGUUAGUGGUAGCGUUGUCAGCUUUCCAUGUAUAAUGUCCCAAAUCCAGUCCUUGUAAAUUCUAGUUACAAAGGGAUCAAAAGUUGCAUUACAAGUGAGGCAUAUUUCGCAACUCUACAGUAGUUAAUUGUUUUCCAUGUAAGUCUAGUGGAUAAAGUAAGGAAGAAGAAGAUUGUCACAGAGAUACAUAAGUUCAACCAGACAUGCCAUGAAACUUUGUUCCCAUUAUUCCCACAUUAUGAGUGGGUUGGGUUUGUUUGUUUUUAAUGUUUAUUAACCCGCAACUUGCAUGCUCAAGGGGAUAACAUACAUUUAUUUGAAAGGUUCAAAAAACAACAACAAAAGCAUAAAGUUUGAAAUGCUUCAGUGCUUUGGAUCAAGUAUUACUUGAGAGUUGAGUAAUAUAGGAUGCUUCUAGGUAGCAUUCCAAUAUAUCUGCAGCCUAAAAGGAGACAUUAGUUAGCAAAUAUCAGCGAAGACAAGGCUAUGUUUUGGGUUUCUCUGGACCAAGUGAGACUUAGCUGGUAUAUCUGCAUGUCUGUACUUUAGAGGCAGAUGUCAAUGAAAAUCCGCUGAUUUGAACAGCUCUUUGACAUCAUUGUGCACAUCAUUUAGAAAAUUCUCCUUCUUUGUUCAAAACUAACAUUUGUAUUCAAGGGCAUGCAAUUCUUAUUUCCUUCUGCCUCCCUCCCGCUCCUCAAUUUGAAUUUGCUUUAAAAUGAAGUCAUUAGAAUAGAUUGUGGAAUUGCCCAUUGCACUGAAAUGUUUAUCUUCAGAUAUUUUGUGGAUGCAAAGCCUGUGUUCCUAUUCAUGCUUAUCUAAGAGUAAGCCACAGUGAACACAGUAGGACUUAUUCUGGGUAAACAACUGCUCUGCCAGAAAUGUGCUAUCAGUGAUAUUCAGGCUAACGUUUUGUAAAUCUGGUUGCUGUCCUCAAGCUACCGCUAUCAGUUGAAUACUGUUUCAUAGCUGUGAAAUAUGGGUGUGCUAAAAAAAACAUUAACAGGUUCUGGUUGUGUCAUUUUGGGUAAUAGCACAUAUCACAUAACAGCACAGGACGAUGAACUGUGAACUGCUGAGGCAUGAAAAAUGAAACGGUUUGAAAGGUUGAACUAAGUUAGUGGGCAGGUCAUGUUAGGGUGUACAAAUACCUCCCUGGAGGACUCUGUGUGGAAACAGGGAGCUUGGCAAUCACUUUCAAAAUGAACCGUGGAAGAAUUUCAAGGACUUAACUGACAGAAGAUUUGUACAUACUUGCAGGAGUCUGGUUUACAGUACUUGCCCACCUGCCCCCAUUUACAUUAUCUUCCAUUUUACACUGUUUGUUCCCAUUAUGUAUUCUGCACUCAGAUUUAAAAAGACACAUCCCUUUAUUAAAUAAUCUUUUACUUGUGAGGUAUUCCUCUUAUGUCACACAUUCUUAUUAUGGGCAGCUGCUUAUAUAAUGUUUAAAGAAUUGGUUUUUUUAAAAAAAAACAGUGCCUGUUAAUUAGAACAUUGCAGUUCUUCUAUAAGACAAAAGUAGUUUUUGUAGGUUCAUCUCGCACCACAGUCGCCUGCAAACAUUAUAAGAAACACUUGCUCUUUAAUUUCUACUAGAGCUGUUGAUCUUAAGUCAUACGUUAAAAUCUGUUUGGUGGUUUUGAUGUUGUGUUUUUUGUGUGUCUGAGAGCUGAAUUCUGUUUCUUUCUGCUUUCAGUAUGAAUAUGACUAUGAUGAGAAUGGAGACAGAGUAGUGUUAGGCAAAGGAACCUACGGGAUAGUUUAUGCUGGAAGAGAUCUUAGCAAUCAGGUUCGAAUAGCCAUCAAGGAAAUACCAGAGAGAGACAGCAGGUGAGUCUUGAUAUUUUAUUCUUACAGACUAAAUAUGAGGGGGGAGGGGUAAUUCAUUUCAGUCCUGAGGAGGAGUAACCUUUUAAAGUUCAGACAUAAGUAUGAAGUGUGCUUUGCCUAAUUUGGUCUUACAUCAUUCAUUAUUCAAUAUAUAAGUCAUUCACAGACAGAGAAGCAAAGAAGCAACUGCAACUGUCCCAACCCACUGUUGUUACUACUGCUUUACGCUAUGGUAUAUGUUGGGGGUGUUAGGGGAGGCGUAGUAGUUCUGCUGGGGGACACGUGCUGCUUCUGCAGUUGUUUAUCCACCUUUGGCCCCACCCUGCUCUCAGCUCUCACCGGAGGCUCCUAGAAGCGGUCUGUAUGCGACAGUGGCCACACCCCAGGAAUGGCCGGCUAAACCAGGUGAACAGUAGCCAAUGGGUCUCAAACCCUUGGUGAGUUAGGGAUUUCCCCUGCAUGUGAAGACAGGCUGUGGUUGAUUGAGCCGACAAGACCAAUAGCGGUCAAGAAGGCAGUUUCUGCGUGUGCUGUAGAGGGAAGUGAGGGGCCAAUGGGGCUUGUCAACCUGGGAAGGUAGCCCAUUUAGGAGAAGGAUAUCUCUGAUCCUAAAUCUCCGCUGCCUUGUGGGAUAUUUUGGGGCAAAGAAAAGGCCAAGGAGUAAACCCUACCCAAUUCCGGAGUGGAGUCCCCAGGACUGUUGGAUGGUGCCUUGUACUCCUCCUUGCAGCAAUUCCUGCAGCCCAGCUGGUGCCAGAUGUAUUGCUCUGCCUUCCUUUGGAUCACAUCAGCAAGGCUGAGGGGCACGUGUCUAAUUGUCUAGGCAUCCCAGGACCUCCAUUACACACUGCUCAGACUUGUGCCCUGGGGAGGUCACUUCAGUGCUGCAAAUGCAGAGGUUUGACUUCACCCCCGGAGGUACACCUUAUUGUCUCUCAAGACAGUAGAUGCAACAAUGCGGCUGUAGCUUUCUGCCUACCAGCUCUGGCUGAGGAUAUAUUUUCACUGCAUGGUAUAUGUUUGUUGAGGUGAUUUUGACCAUAUUGGGGCUUUUUAAUUAUCUUACAUUGUUAUUCCAUCCUUUCUGUGGACCUCCGACCUACCAAUUUAUAAGUUCAAUCUUUAUGUGGGUGGCAUGGAAAUUUUAGGUUAGUAUGUUUUCUUCUGAUUUUUAGUUGUUCUUCAUUGACAGAUAUUCUCAGCCACUGCAUGAAGAAAUAGCCCUCCACAAGUAUUUGAAGCACCGAAAUAUUGUCCAGUAUCUUGGUUCUGUUUCUGAAGAUGGAUAUAUUAAAAUCUUCAUGGAACAGGUGCCUGGAGGUUUGUAUCUUACCGUUUUCGCCUCAUAUGACACCUUCCUAUGAUCUGGUUCACACGCCAUGCUAAGCCAGACCUUGGCUUUAGAAUACACCAAACCAAACCUUAGCUAAGCUUGGAGUGGCAGCAGAAAGGAUCAAGGAGGAGUAAAAUGGCUGUGAGCUCUUCUCCAGCAGCUCACACAUUCACAUGAACCCAAGGUUUAGAAUAAAAGAACUGUAGAGUUAGAAAGGACCACAAUGGAAAACUAGUCUAACCCCCUGCAAUGCAUGAAUAUUUUGCCCAAUGUGGGCUCAAACCCACAACCCUGACAUGAAGAGACUCAUGCUCUAUUGACUGAGCCAUCCCUGUAAUAUGCGAACCCAUAAAUCAGAGUAAAACAUAACAUACAGAAUAGAAUGAUUCAUAUCUCAAACCUCUGUAGAAUAUUUUAGACUGUCUAUAAUUAAAUCAGCAUGAACCCAAUCCAUACACAUAUUGCUUCCUGAAUCAAGGCUGUAUAUUCAAAUUCUGGUGCAAUUUAGUCUCACAUAAAUAGCAUUUUUACGUUGACUGUAAUUAGUUACAAACAGAGGCGUCACACUGAUUCCUGGAGAGAACUGUUAGUUUCAGAAACUCUUCUCUCUUUUCUUUCUAUCAUAAUUAUUUAUAAAGCACCAAAAACCAUUCAGCAUUCUACCAAUUUUUUAAAAAAUAGCACUUAAGGGAGAGAGAAAGGAAGAAUAAAGGAGACGCUGAAGUGAACAGAUUCAUCUUUAAGGACACUCCUGAAUGUAACAGAAGAGACCUGGCUGUCUCAGGUGGGAGGGCAUUCCAGUGGGAGGGGGAAAGAUACAGGUGAAAUGAGAGAGGAUUGUAUUCUUAACCAGCAUACAGAGAAAGAAAAAAAGAUAAGGUCACAUCAGAUGCUUGGGAACAUACAGCAUUCUAAUAAGGCCCACCUAAUUGGAUAGUUUCUCACUGCAGUGGGGAGAGGUUAUUUAUUUUACUUAUUUACAGUACAGCUUUUCAGGAAAAGCUGGAAGUGGUUUACAUGAGAUUAUUAUAACAAUAAGCGCUUAUUUUUAUUUUUAAAAAGCUAUAAAGGGAGGGAAGAAACUGCUUGUUUGUUUUACUGCUGCUUCUCACUCCCCUCAGUGCAAGAUGAUCCUUUGGGAGUUCCUUUGGUAGAGAUAUGCACAAAUGGAAAAAGAUGAUGUGUUAAGAAUUUUGACUGGAAGGCUUUGAGUCUCAGCUCAAACGGAACAUAUACUGAAAAACAUUUUUGAGGGGUUUUAUCAAGGAUUCUGUUUUUUGCCCUGUUUACCUGAACUUGGCUUCUGCAAAUCCUUGUGGUUGCUUCCCAUAUUCAUAUUCCUGAUGUAAGAAUGAAUGAGUUUUACAGUGUUUACGAGGUGUCUUUUUUUUGGAACAUGGACCCAGGGGAAAGCUCAUAGCUUAUACUUUGCAUGCAUAGGUUUGAGCCCUGUCAUCUCAAUACAGGGUAGGGAAAGGCUUUGCCUAGAGAGCUGCUACUAGUCAGUGUUGAGAAUUCUGAGCUAGAGGGAACAGUGGUCUAACCCUGUAUAAGGCAGGUUCCUUUGUUCCCAAGCAAAGGUUUCAGUAAAUUUCCUGCAGUCUUAGAGGGCCUGCUAGAAUGGAUCCCUUAACAGACUGACAGAGCUGAUGCUAAAACAUUCAGGCCCACUUCAUAUGCGAUGGUAAGCCAUAGUUAGUUUACCCAUGAACCUUGCGAUCACUUGUGAUUCACUGCUCCCCUGGUGUGAAUAACAAUCUCUGGCUUAGCAUUUUCACUCAAACAAACCACAAUUGGGAAGCCAAGAACAAGCUUUGACUUCAUGGUUUGUGUCAAGUGAAGCAAACCAUGACCUCCAGUUCAGCUAAGCCAGGGGUUGUGGCUUGUUGAUUCCACUCUUUGCUAGCGGAAGAGGGAAACAGGACCCCACCUGUUCAUUCAUGGUAAAUCAUUAACUGUGGUUUACUGUGACUUCAAACCUAGCCUCAGAAUGCUGACAGAUUUGAGAUUACUCGGUCUCUAGUUUCUAGAAUUAUCUCAUUAGAUAUAUGCCAUACGCUGUGUAAGUGCACAGUAUUUGCUCUUUUAGGUCUGUGUAUAAUGGGGCAUAUGAGUUUGGCUCAGAGUUAACAAAGUGUGUGACUCAAUUCUCUGCAUGUUUACUCUGCAGCUAGUCACAUAUUGUCCAAUACAGGAAGUGUGCGUGUUCAAUCCCAGGUAACUCUGCAUGGGAUUUUACUUAUGUACUGUACUGAUGAUUCAAUGAUUACAGGCCUUGAUACCCUGGACAGAAUCAUUUUUUAUCCUGUAUUUUCUGCCUAAACCCAGGAAGUCUUUCUGCAUUACUAAGAUCAAAAUGGGGACCAAUGAAAGAACCCACAAUUAAGUUUUACACCAAGCAAAUCCUAGAGGGCCUGAAGUAUCUCCAUGAGAACCAGAUUGUCCACAGAGACAUAAAAGUGAGCAUAUGCAUGCUUCCUUAUAUUUUUAAUUGUAUGUUACAGAAAUGCAGGGUUUAAGAUCCCACUAGUUGAUCUUUUAGAAAGGCUUCAUAAAAUCCCCGAUAACCAAAGUUUCUGGUAAUUUGUUUACUCUUUGUUUAUUUAAGGGAGACAAUGUUUUAGUGAACACAUACAGUGGAGUAGUAAAGAUUUCUGAUUUUGGGACCUCCAAGCGCCUUGCAGGAGUGAAUCCAUGUACAGAGACAUUUACAGGUAAGAACAGAAACAACUGUGGUUAGAAUUAGGCUAUACUCAGAUGGCAUUUUAUUCUACCUUCACGACCUUAUACGUGUGUUCAUUUCGCUUUUUAUGUGAGCUCUCACACAAUGUAAAAGUCACUUCUGGAAAUCUAAUGGAACUUCCGUGCUGCUUACCAUGUCAGUUAUUUCCAGAAAAAAAUAAUCCAUUUGCAACCCCACUAACUCGGAAAAUUGAGUUAUUGGCAAAAUUGGGGGGCCGUAUCCUGGCAUGUAUUUCUUUUCCGCCAUUUAAAAUUUUGCAUGACAAAAAUAUGUCUUGCUCAAAAAGCCACAGGUACAUAACAUAAAAAGGUGUUGGUGUAAAAGGAAAGUUAGAAAUCGGAACAGAAGCACUAGCACUAUAACUGGUAAAACUAACAGUAUGAAAUCCACGUCUGAAUGCAGCUUUUGUGCUCAUAGUUAGAAGCUGCUUCCCUGCCUCCACCCAGUUCUGUUGUGAAGAUUUGCCUGCACAGUAACAGUAAAUACAAUAGUUAAAUGUUAUAAAACCUUAAUUAGCUGAUAUAGAUAGUACAAAGUGCAUAGCCCACAGGAACUAUCUGAGGUAAUGCUUGCCCAGAUUAUCAUGUUGUCUGUGCAGUCUGCCAGUGCUGCAAACAAGAUUGCAGAGACAGAUUGCUUUGGGGGAGUUCAAAUGGGAUUGCACAUCAGCUCGCUUUGGUCUUCCUGUAGGUUCGAAGCCUUUCUGGUUUUUGUAAAACCACAUUAGAUUUUCUGAUUUUGUGGCAUCUCCUGCUGUAAGUACUCAGAGUUCCUCCAGGAGAUUUGUCAUGAUUUACACUGGUGAAGUUAUCAGGGUGAUUAUAUACAAUCAGCACUUUUCAGCACCAUUUGUGCCCGUAAAUGAUGUGUGGAUAGGCUAGCAUAAAUUCCUCACUAAUGUGCUAUUACUGUGUCAGUGACAUGUUGCAGCAGCAAAACACCACCAGUCUAAAGGGGCCUUCAGUCUCUCAGUUUUACCCUAACCAUAUUUUGGACUUGUUUUCAAGCAAGUGUGCUUAGGAUUGCAUCAUUUAUCCAGUACAAAACAAGAACACUUCUCGCUUUGUUUUCCACUGAAUUGUUUUCAUCUUACAAUAAAGAAAAAUGAAUGCACAACACUAAAACAUUACGUUAUCAAUUUUUUCCUUCCCUUUUUCUUCUUUAAUAAGGCUGCUUUCUUAUAUGCACUAUAAGAGGAUAAAAAUUACGUUCUUUGCUCUACCAACUACCAGCAUGUGAGUGUCGCCCUCAGUCUAAAAAAGGUUCCCCACCCCUUUUAGAUAUUACUUAUCAUUUCCAUGAAUCUUUAUCACUGAUGAGGAGCAUGAUCGAACAACCCUCAUGUCCAAACAUGCAGUUGCAAAGAUGCAGUUUAUUUGAGCAAGAUAAGAUGGCAAUGCCUAUUGCUUUUGCUUUACUUGUAAUUAUAUAUGACUAUUACUUGUUACAUUAAUUAAGAUUAUUCUGUAUUCAAGUCUUUUGGGUGAUGGGUAUUGUUUGCAUAGUGAGUAUAUAUGUACAGAAUCUUCCUUAUGUAAGUAGAAUGUAUUGUACUUGGAAAGUUCAGUAAUAAGUCUUUCUUGGUUACAGAUUUCAGAUCAAUGUUUUCUUUGUCUGUUGCUUAUAUACAAAAAUAAAUCAGCAAAGCUGUGAUUACCAAGAAAGCCCUUGAAGAGAGCAACUUGGUCCAAACCAAUGCAUUUAGUGCCUGAAUUUUAAUGUGUAGAUGGGGAAAUCAAAUCAAAUAUGUUUUUGGAGAGGCAGAGAGAAUGCUUCAUUCAUCCCCAAAAGUGAUAAUCUAGCAAAGAACAGCUGUAAAUAGUAUAAGCAACUUAUUCUUUAAUAAUGAAUAACUUUCCAAAAUGUAAUUUCUGCCUACAAUUAUCCAUCCCAAUAACAUUUCUCAAACUUUCCAUUAUUUAUUACACACACACACACACACACACACACACACUGCUUGACUGCGAAAAAGCUCAAAGCAGUUUACAAAAGAUAAAAAGUAAAAUUAAGAAAAAUUCACAACUAUACUUAAAAACAUACAAAAGUUAAAAUACUAAAACAGAUUAAAAUUACCACAACAUACAAGAAGGAUUUUAGCUUGUUCUUAAUCUUCAGUUUCACCUUUGCAUUCAAGAGUUCUCCUUUCUGCUUUUCUGAGAAUACAAAAUGCUGAAGUAGCUUUACUGAAGGUGUGCUUCUGGUCAGGAAUGUCUGUGGGUUAUCUUUGACAGCUCCAUAUUACACAUGAUAUAAUACAGGAUAUGCAUAUAAUAAAUAUUCUAAGGCUGCAGUUUGUAUCUAAGCCCAGUUGAGCCCAGAGGGUCUUCUGAGUAGAUGCUGCAUAUGGUUGUGUUGUAAAAAGUUAUUCAUUAAUUUAAGGGGAACAAUUUACAUAACUUUGUUAGUGAUACUGCAAAAACUAGUACAGGGGAAUCCCAGCUUAUGUGGGGGUUCCAUUCCAGAUUGCCGCGCAUGACAGCUGGAUCUCCCUUGUGGCUCCAAAAACGAUGUGUGCGUGUGCAGUUUCGUUCAACUCAAAUGCACACAAACAGGGAGUUGCAUGUACUCUACGUUAUCCUGUGAACCAUCCAGCAAACGGUUGUAACCUUUCUACUGUUUAUGUAAUCAAACCUUUGCUUGUGCAAAAAUUUGGAAAAUGUGAUCUUAAGACAUUAUUUUCAUACUGGACUCAAUGGAUUGUCUUCCAUUUAAAAUAUAUUGCAUAAGCCAAGGCAGUCAUGUAGAAAAUUUGUGACGGAAUGCAGUGUAACAGCUGAGAGUUGUUGGCACUGGUACUUAAUCCAUCUGUUAAGUCCAUCUGUAUGGGAAAUGUCAUUUUUGCAAAGUACCUAAGGAAGUGUGGUACUUUGCAAAGAAGUAUAGUCAGCCGCACCAACAGGUUAAAGAAGUAUAGUCAGCCGCACAAACAGGUUAAAGAACAGUUUUUAUCCAUUGGGCUGCUGAAUGGGAAAAGAAAUAGUGGUGUAAUUGACUUCCGACAAGCACACAGAGCGCAAACAAGACUGAGUGUAUGGGGGGGCUCGUUUAAUCUCACUGCACACAGGUAGUGUAGUGACAAUAAAGGUUGAUUAUUAAUAUUAAGUGUGAUCUGUUCAGGGAUUUUUAAAAUAAUAAUAAUAAUACUUGUACCUAUUCUUUUUUAUGACUUUAGGCACUUUGCAGUACAUGGCACCAGAGAUUAUUGAUAAGGGACCUCGAGGAUAUGGUGCACCAGCUGAUAUCUGGUCUUUGGGCUGCACUACCAUUGAAAUGGCGACAGGGAAGCCUCCCUUUCAUGAACUGGGUGAACCACAGGCAGCUAUGUUCAAAGUAAGUGUUGUAUGUACUAACCCACCUCCCGCCCCUCCACAUAUCACCAUACUGCUAGAAUACUUCCUGACAUGGAUUAUUUAGCAGCAUCUAUUAAUUUAUGUGGAAGAGCAGAUCUGAGACAACUUGCAUGCAAAGGAUGCUGGGAGCUACAGCUGCUUCACAACCAGCCAAGUUAGAACUAGAGGGAAUAUGUGUGUUUUGUUGCUCUUCUAAAAGUCCCUCAAGGAGAGAUAGUUGUAUGCCUCAGCAAGGAAAUCAUUCCACAGGCUCCUACCAUGUCCCACAAACAAAGGUUUGUGUCUGAGUGCCCCCUUUUUUUUUGUUUGGAGCUUUCGUCGCGAAAGGCCAAAGUGACAUUUGCUCCGAUUCAGCUGUAAAGAGCAGGUUUCUGUGGGGGAAGUUCGGGGCAAAAAAUACACACUCAGGCACAGAGCAUUAACGUGUGUGCACCUCUGCCUGCAAAGAUGAGGCAAAAGGUACGUGUGGAUGAGCCCUAGCAUGAAUCAGCUUUAAAGUAAUUCACCUUGCUGAAGUGAUGCAGAGGGUCCUUUCUACUUGCAGGUUGGAAUGUUCAAAAUUCACCCUGAAAUUCCUGAAUCACUAUCUGCUGAGGCAAGAGCUUUUAUUUUGCUCUGCUUUGAACCUGAUCCAAAUAAACGAGUAACAGCAUCGGACUUACUUAAGGACCCAUUCUUGAAACAGUUGAACAAGGGCAAGAAAAACAGAAUUGCAUUCAAGCCUUCAGGUAAGGAAUUAUCAGUCAAAAUAUUUGUAUGUAAAGAGAUAUUAACCAUCAUCCAUCUCUUUUAAUCUUGGGUUCUGAACAUACCUGGAAAUCAGUUGGAUGUGCCAAGCAAUCAACAAGCUAUGAAAAGAAUAUUUAUGGGGCAGGUUCAUCCUAGUGUUAAUAUAACAAACUUGGUGAAAUAAAUAACAAACUUGGUGAAAUUAGAGCACUAUAUUUUAAUAAAGGAUGAAGAAAUUCAGGGCUGGGUUUCUUCUCUCUCCAAAAUGACAUUUUUUAAAACUGGAAAAUCCUUUUUGGAGAAAUUUUAAUGAAGCCUAUUUUCAGUAGACAUGCACCCAGCAGUUUAAGGUGUGUAAGGCAUCUCAAGUUGUAAACCGAAAAGGAGGGCAAAUAAAUUAUACAACUAGUAACCCUUAACAAGGGCUGAUUUGGCUUCACAAAGAGAGUAAUGUUACACAAAUUUCAGUUGUGGAUGAGCUGUAAAAGCAAGAUUCUGUCACCUGAUCAGCUAGUAGCCUCUUGGAUCUCAAGUAAUUCUUUCAGUGCUUGGAGAUCACUCAGAACAAGGUCCCUUCCACCCCAAUUCCUAGAUGAACUACACUAGAAAGGUAAAAAAACCACUGCUAGUGUUUGUUUGAGAAGGGUUUUCCAUCAAUCAUCACAAUUUAUUUCUGCAGCUUGCAGACACCCACCUUUUUUCACAUCCGGUAGUAUCAUUUCACACCUUGUCAAUUUUAAAAACUGCAUUUCAAUUAUACUGCAUUUGUUUCAUUUGCUUAAAAGAUAGGUGGACCUGUUUAUUCAUUCCCCUUUUCUUCUUGUGCUCCAGAUUAUAACCGCAGCACCUCACUCCCGUUGCCAGUCCAGGGGGAGCAGGCUGGCAGCAGCAGCAGUGAACACGGCUCAGUCUCACCGGACUCUGAUAUGCCACAUGACAUGCUAUUUGAUAAGGCAAAGCGCUCCGUGUCAGAGGUUCAGACAAAGAGCCCUAUCUCCCAUUUACUAAGGUAAAACCUGACCUAUGCAAAAUGGCAUGUUAGAUUCACAGAGGGUGCCAGCUGUCCUUACAGUUUAGGUGGGAUGAUGUGCUCAAAGCUAAUUCUGUUACAAGAUCUAUAGUAAAAUGUAAAGUAUUGAAUGGGGUUUGUUUAGGCCCCUGCAAGUAAAACUCAUUAUAAGAGUCUAAUCAGAAAAAGAGACCCUGACAAAAAAGUGCAGCAAUUGCAGCAUCUUCAAAUGAAUGCAGUCCACAUUAUGAUCAAUCUGUCUUCUUACUGUAGAUGUUGAAUUAGUGUCUUGUUUCAUAGAAAGCUGUGUUCUCAGCUACUAUAAAACUUGGGAUUUGGUGGGCAUCUUUGUAGCACACAAGAUAAAAGCCAUUCAUUUUAAGUAAUCGGAAAGUUGCUUUAAAAACUGGGCUGUUUUCUUCUGGACUCCAACUUUGUCAUUUAUAGUUUCUUGUGAAUGCUGUCUCAUUCUGGCCCAGUGUUCCCGACGACAGCUCCAUUUCAGAUGAGCGAAGUGCUUCCCCUUCACUUGAGGAAAGGGAUUCUGGUCUUUUCUUGCUACGAAAGGACAGCGAACGACGUGCAAUUCUGUAUAAAAUCCUCAAGGAAGAGCAAAACAAAGUAGCUUCCAAUUUAAAAGAAUGCGUAGCACAGGUAAUACGACUAUUCACUUGUUUGGGAGAGGUAAAAAUUAUUGCUCUGCCACCUUUCCUACUCCAUGAUCUGGAGGGUGUCUGGGGUGAAGAGCCUGCUGUGCUCAUCAUGUACGGUUCUAAAUCACUAGGGGAACCUACAUGAGGAAAGCAGGAUCCCUGCUGUGGAUGGUCAGCCUCUGGCUUGGAUUACAAGCACAACCCUGGAUGAGACAGGGGCAAGUCUGUUCAUCCUAACUUCCUCUUCCACAAAAUUGUGUGGAGAUUACAAACAUGGAGAAGCAAAGAGGGGUCCAUCACAACCUUUAAGUAGUAAAAUGGAGCUUCUUAUUAUUUAACUGGUCAUCUAAAGUUUGUUGACCACCUUGUUUGCUGCCUUGACCUCUGCAGCCAAUGUUUGUUUUAGCCCCCCCACCCUUUCUCAUGGUAUUAGAGAUUGUAAUAUGAAUUUUUGCUUAAGGAUGAAUGGCAGAAAGCUGCUCUCUGAUAGGACAAAUUCAGUCCUGCAGUUUGAUUACAUCAGUGUUGAAUUUAGCUCAGGCUGUUUCCUCUCUCGUGAGCUAAUGUAAUCCAUGAAUCAAACUACUUGUGAUGUGCCUGACUGAAAGCUGCCCUCUGCUGCUCUUGCUGUGAAUUGGUAAAAAUGAGUCUUCCAGAAUAGUGACAGCAAGGUUGAAAACAUGCAUACAUACAUACAUUGGUGGAAUUUGCUGAUGUGCCUUUUUAAACAUUUUGCAUUUUCAUCUUUUUUUCAGAGUUCUGAAGAACUGCAUCUUUCAGUUGCUCAUAUCAAGCAGAUAAUUGGGAUUUUAAGAGAUUUCAUACGUUCUCCUGAACACAGAGUUAUGGCAUCAACUAUAUCCAAGUUGAAAAUUGAACUGGACUUUGACAGUACAUCCAUCAAUCAGAUUCAUCUAGUGUUGUUUGGAUUUCAGGAUGCAGUAUGUUCAUCCGAGUGUAAUAUCUGGGGAUGGGGGGAGGGACCCACUACCAAUAAUACCUUUUGCUGCUAUUUAAACUUAAAACCCUAAAUUAUACUAUUGGGAGGAGGGCAGAAGAGGACAAAGGAGUUGUAGAAUAUCAUAUGGAGCAGCUGACCAGAGAAGAUGCAUUUAUUCACUUCUGCUAAAUUGUAGAAAUGAGCUCCGCUUUUGCUUUCUAGGAAGCCUUUGGAAGAUAGCAUACAAUGCACAAUUCUGUGCAAAGAACUUGAAGCACAGUGUGAUACCUCAAGGGGUCUGCUCUGAUAGUCGAAUAUCUGUGCAUUGUUCAUGUACAACACAGUAUCUUAGGUGUUGCUUUGCAACAGCUUUCUUUGUGCCUACAUCACAGUGGAAACAAAGGCUGUAUCCCUUCAGGAUCAGAGGCAGCAUGGCUCUGAAUACCAGUCACUGGGCUACAGCUUCCCUCAUGCCCUGCUUGGGGGCUUCCCCUAGGCAUCUGGUUGGCCACUAUGAGAAACAGGAAACUGGCUUAGAUGGGCCUUUGGUCUGAUCCAGCAGGGCUGCUUUUAUGUUCCAAUAUGUGUUCUAGCUCUUAAUCCAAGUGGACUUGUCAUCCUACAUUUACCCAAACUUCUUGUUCUAAAUGACAAGCUUAUAGCUUAAGGCAAACUACUACCCUGUUUUAUUUGACACUUUUCUUAUAGGUUAACAAAGUACUAAGGAAUCACUUAAUCAGACCUCAUUGGAUGUUUGCUAUGGAUAAUAUAAUACGACGUGCUGUUCAAGCUGCUGUCACUAUUCUCAUUCCAGGUAUGAUGUGAGCAAAGCAAUAAUAAAUGUCUAACCUGUGGAAUGAGUGCCCCAGGGUGAGUACUGCUGGUGUGCUGGAACUGCAGUAGUACUUCGGUCUCUACUUGGCGAAAACUUGUAAAUGGCUGCUAGUUCUUUCAUAAAGCAAGUUCUGAUUUUUUUGAACACUGAAUUUUUUUGUUAAAUGUGCUUUACAGACCAACGUAUUUGUGAAUAUUAGUCUGGACAGAAACAUUCACUACAAAUCCUCACUAAUUGUUAUUUUGAAAGGUUGCCACACAUUAGCCCAUUAUUAGUUUGUCAUUUCUUAAAAUCAAGGAAUGCCCUAGGCACCUGUAUUUUCUGAAAUGGGACUAGGAAGGACAGCUGCAUUUUAUUUAAAAAGAUAUAUAUACUCAGGAAAAGCUUGCUGACUAGAUGAUAUUUAAGUGGCAGAUGUAAGAAAUGCUUGACCUCUGCAAUUCUCUUUUGCUCUGUGCAGAACUUCGAGCUCACUUUGAACCAGCAUCAGAGACUGAAGGAGUUGACAAAGAUGCAGAUGAAGUAGAUGAGGAUUACCAGCAAGCACAGCAAAAAAGACACGAAGAAACAGUUCUCACACCUGGAGUGUGCAUGCUCACGUCUUCUGUGACCCCUGAUACUCAGCAGCAGCUCAGCUUGCAGUUGGGCAAGCUUAAGCAAGAAACAAACAGGUUAACAGCUUUAAAGUGUGCUCAGGCUUAUUCAGCCAUUUUACUGAUCAUUGCUGGUGUUUAUAAAACGCCUUCAGGCAAUCAGACGAGCAUACAUUGGUUAUUGGCUAGAUUUUAAAAUGUAGCCAGUCUAGCUACUCUUGGUUUAUACAGGGUUAACUUGGCACUCACGUUAUUUCUUCUAGACUUCUAGAAAACCCAAUUGUAUAGUGCUGAGGGCUGCAUCAUGUCUUUUCCUCCCCCCCACCCCCUAGAGCAGCACUCCAUGUGCAGCGUCUCUAUUUCAGACUAAAUGUUACCUUUCCAUGUUACAAAUGUAAAUGUAAAAUGUGUCCUAAAUGUUCCAGGGUGCCUUUACAGGGAGAACUAUAACAUGUAUGUUUUGAGAGCAGCACUUACUUUAGCCAACACUGACGGAAAGUGUGUAUAAAAUUCCUUUCAUAGCCUGACCGUCUGUAUUGUGGUUUUCUAUCACUAUAGCAGCAGCAAGUAACACGCUGAUAGUGCUGGAAUAUUUAAUUAUGAAGCCUGGGGUUAAGUAGAAAUUCUAGGAACCAUUUCAGCACAGAAAUCUAAAUUGGAUAGCAUUUGAAAAUCAAGGCUACCAGGUAGCCAGUAAUUCAAAGAUAUGUAGGAUUUGUUUUGAGGUAAGCCAUACAAUGAGAGACACUUUUACAUGUGCUUUAGACAUACCAAGCUGCACUUCAACUAAAAUGUAAGUAUCAGAUUCACCAAAAUACUCGUGUUGCAGAACUAGGUUUUGUUGUCAUUAAAAGUGUACUACAGUGGUACCUCAGGUUAAGUACUUAAUUGGUUCCGGAGGUCUCUUCUUAACCUGAAACUGUUCUUAACCUGAAGCACCACUUUAAGCUAAUGGGGCCUCCUGCUGCUGCUGCGCUGCCACCACAUGAUUUUCUCAUACUGAAGCAAAGUUCUUAACCCAAGGUACUAUUUCUGGGUUAACGGAGUCUGUAACCUGAAGCGUAUGUAACCCAAGGUACCACUGAACUAUCAUGAAACAUUUUAAGGGGAAAAUGUUAUGUCAUACCCAAGUCUGACCCCCAUUUUAUUUAAUAGGUUACUGGAGAGCCUGGUACAGAGGGAGAGAGAAUACCAGACACUGCUAAGGCAAACACUGGAGCAAAGAAUUCAAGACUUGCAUCUCCUUCAGCUGCAGUUGAAAACUGCUGGUAGAUAUGAGAAUGUACAUUAAAUGUGUGUGGUCAGUUGAUAGGAAUGGCUUGAGCUUUAGGGACACACAACACUUUUGAGUAGAGCUUUUGAAUUUGUAACAAUGGAAUGAAUCUGAUUAACCUACUUUGAAUUGUUGCAGAAAUUCAACCACCUCCAUCUGCUCUUCAGCACUGCAUAGACCAAGAACUGAUCAAGUGGUUGAAACAACAGAAAGCUGAUUCAGAUACAAUUGAUAGGGUAAGGAUUAAGAGUGGGAAAGACCCUCAAAAUUCAUUUUCUGAAUAAUAUUUAGAAACAAUGAAAUAAUUUUGUCUUUCAGUUUGUUCAAGAGGAUUAUACACUCAGUGAUGUUCUAAACCACAUCACUAAAGAUGACCUGCGAUUCCUUAGACUCCGGUAAGAAAAUUGCAUGAUUCUAGAAGUGUUUGACUUCCAAACAAGAGUUUGAGACACUUACUGUUCUUAUUUUUCUCAUACAGUGGUGGUAUUCUUUGCCGAAUAUGGAAUGAAAUAUUAAAGCACAGAAAACUGAAUAAACUCUUGGAAUUGGAAGCCUAACUCUUAUGCCAAGUUCUGAGAAAUUGAAAUGGGAAGAGAGCACACAUUCCACCUAAGUUAUUAAUUACUGUACAUACUGUUUAUACUGGUCCUACAGGUUUUGCACUAAUAUAUAUAUGAAGUUAUAUUAAAGUCAUGUGAUGAUAGCCUUUUCUACUAGUAUACUUAAUCAUGUAUUUUUUCAGAUGUGUAAAUAAUACAGUAGCUUAGAAACUGCUUGCCUUAUAGACUAAAAUGUAGCCUGUGCACUUUAACCACAAAUAUCAAAUACACAGUGUUCUAGACAUGUCAGCUGCUUUUUAAAAACAAUAAUUGCUGCCUUCUGAUUUAAUAUAAAUUAUUACUAUGUAUAAUUUUAUAAGAUAAAAAAACCAGUUGGUACAAAGAUCCUAUGCAAAGAGUGGGUUACAGACUCACUCUAGGUGCAUAUUAAAAAGGUAAAAUAAAACAUGCUGAAAAAGGC
Molecule: messenger RNA, 63428 nt
Organism: Podarcis lilfordi (Lilford's wall lizard)
Lineage: Eukaryota; Metazoa; Chordata; Lepidosauria; Squamata; Lacertidae
Source: the annotation of a GenBank genome assembly